Molecule: messenger RNA, 46445 nt
Organism: Xyrichtys novacula (pearly razorfish)
Lineage: Eukaryota; Metazoa; Chordata; Actinopteri; Labriformes; Labridae
Source: the annotation of a GenBank genome assembly
GGAGGAGGGCGCUGCUGGAUCAAGUCGUUUCGGCUCCCCUCCUUCAGUCUGAUCAGACUGAUUGAUCGUCGGGGUGCGUCCCGGAAGAUCCCCCCCAUUCGACGUGCACGGCGGAUCGAAGGGGGCGGGGUGGGAAAAGACCGUAGCGUGGUCGCGGAUGGCACGCAGAUGAAAGUGUGUGGGUGGAUGAGGAAGUUCAGAGCGAGGAUUGAUGGGCACACACCUACUGUACUGGCACUUAGCGCAGCAGCGGCAGCGACACAACUCCUGGAUCUGCGUCCAUCAAUACUAUAAAUGAUGACCAUGACAGUCACAGCUGCUAUUACCCUCUUCAUACUUCUCUUUCAAGGUGCUAGGUAAGUCUGUUCUCCUCAUUAAGUUCAGCUGAGAAGUGUAUUCUUUCGAGGCUUCAAAAGUUCACAUGAGAGUCGGUUUGGAAACUGCGCAUUUUGUGUGAAUGAGUUUGGCUGAAAACGCAUGUUUUUUUUCUUUUUUUAAAAGGGGCUUUCCCCGCGCGUGCACACACACGAGCACGCACGCACACACACGAAUACAGAGAGAAAUUGACAGCAAUCAUUGCUGUACCCAAACAGCUCUAGACUGAAUAUCAUUCACAUGAUACAUUUAAAGUCACUACAUUUAAGUGCAGCCCAAGGGAUAGGAGAUAGGCUACGUCCUAUUUUUGCGGCUGCGAUAGAGUAAACCCUGGUGUGCUUAUUGCAGGAGCUCUUAAGUAAUAUAUUAAAAUUUAAACGACCUAAUUCCUCCUUUUUAUCUCUGCCCUCCAGUUGCGAUCUACUGGAUUAUGGCGACGAUGAAGAUCACCAUCAUACCGCUGUCAAUCCAAUGCUGGUGCCCAGGUCACACCAGGAAGACGCCACAUUUAUACUCAACAAUCUGCUCAAGGAAUAUGACAAGACGCUGCGACCAGACAUUGGAAGUAAGAUUGCAUGAUAUGGAGUAAAUGGGUUUAUAACUCAAUGAGGAGCAGUGUUGUUGGUGCUGUCCAUGGUGCUGAUGCUGAUGAUGCUUGGAGGUAUUGGAAGUCACUAAACUGUGUCUAGACUGAUUAUCAGCUUGCUCCUGGUCUCCAAUGAGUUGUUGUCUGUCAGGUCAAACUUAAUACUUUGAAUACAGGGCGUAUGUUGUGUGUCUCUGUGCGAUCAUUCUGUGUGGUGUCUUGUUGAGUUGGUAGAUGACGCUGAGCUCAAAAUCAUUUCUGUGCCGCUUGAUACAACCAACAAUAAAAAAAAACAAGAUUAAUUAAAAUCACCGCAUGGCCUCAAAAUCAACUCUUAAUUAUCUGUAACUACAGUAUCUGACUGUGUUGAUAAUAGUGAUGGGCACAGCAGUUCUUGCACUGAUGUACUGAAUCACUAGAAUCAGUUCACUAAAAAGAUUCGUUCAAAAGAUUCGUUCACCAAAUCGCCGAAUCAGCCUGCGACUCCAACCUCCUGAACUGAUACACAGCUGAACAGUUCAGGAUUCACUUGAAAUUAACUUGUUUAUAAGUCAUGAUGUUUUCAGUGUGCUGUCCUAUGGUAUGCUAUUUAUUAGGUCUGCUUAAUAAGUUGGGGUCAGUGAGUGAUUCGUUCACCGCUGCAAUGAUAGGAUACUGCGGGUUUAAUGCACUACUUGUUACAUGCUGUGUCCUGUUGUAUGCAAGUUGUUGUGGUGGUAAUUUACCAGUGAAAACAAAGGGUAGUUUUCUCCAACAAAAAUGAUUCCAGAGAGUGUAGUUCAAUGCCUGAUUUGUUCACCAGGUGAUUCAGGCGUCGGUGCAUGCGGUCCCUCGUUCGCCGGCUGCUGGCCUGGCAAUGCUGUUUCUCAUUUCAGCUCAACUGAAGUGAGAAACGAACAAAUCACUCGAGGGAUUGAUUCCGUUCAGUAUGUUCGCUUAAAAGAUUUGGUUCUUUUGAACGAAUCGUAUGCGAACGACACACUACUAGUUGAUAAAGGCAGGUACAAACUAUAACAUGCUAAGAGGACACAAACAAGAUCUGGAAAUGGUUCCACUGGGUUUGUGCCUUCUUCAUUUGUCAACAAGACAAUGCCAAAUCAGAUUCUGCACAUACUAUAAUAGCAUGGCUCUGUAGUAGACGAGUCUACUCUGGGAGCUAAACCCAUAGCCCCAACUUUAUUUCCCAUCACAUACAUUUAGUGCAUCAUGAAAACACCCUAAACCACUGAGCUGCUGUAACCCCAUAUCGGGGAUCUCAUCUUGGAGAUACCUGGAUCUCAUAUUUAAAACCAAGUUACGCAUAAAAAAAAAAAAAAAACUUAAGCGAUUUACUAUUCACAAAGGCUCACCUCACUGGCCAGCAUCCAGAGGUAGCAUUAGCUGAUCACAAAGAUCACAGUGAGCCUUUUCAAAACUUGAGUACUGAGCAGGAAGGGUUUAUUUAACUUGCAAUGCCAAUGUAUCCUUACGCAGAAGGUUUGAGUGAGGAGACUCUUUGUUUCAUUUUUUCAUUAUUUGAUUAAACAAAGAAGAAAUAUUUCUACCCAUUUUUCAAUUUUAUAUUGGAAUAUGGAGUGUUCAAUGAAAGGAGCCAUUUUUUAGCCAAUCAGAGUUUUCCUUUUAUGCUGUUGCUGUGGUGGUCUGAACAUAACAUUAUUGAUUGCUCUGUCUCAGUUGUGCAAAGACCGAUCUUCCUUUUAAAUGGGUGGACUUCACUUUAGCACUCUGGUUAUCAUAGAUUUAUCAUAUGUGCCACAUUGGCUGUGCUGCUGUGAAACAUCAGGGUGCCGGCCAUAUUGGAAAGGGCAGGUCUGCUGUGUUUGGGUAUUCUGAAUAAAAGCGAUUACUUUAACAUGCAACUCACCGAAAUGUUUUUUUGUUGUUGUUUUUUCGUAAUAAAUAUUUUUAAUUAAUUUACUUGUUUAUUAAAUAUAAAAAAUAGUCAUUGAGUGGUUUUGAGACAAAAACAAAAAAAAUUAGCAAAUCAAAAAACAUCUGUAAAGCACUGACAGUCAGUUGGGUGUCCUUUAUCUUAUUUUAGCCUUGUUUUUUGUGUGUUUAUAUAUAUAUAUAUGUACUUUUGAUACAUGCUUUUAUAUACUUGUAUCAAAUCAAUACGAUCAACAAAUUACUAAAAAAAACCACCUGAAUACAAUCCAAUAAAUGAUAAAAAUGUCCACUUGUAGUUUAUUAGUUCCCGAAAACAUCUAAUGUGUCUCAAUGAGAUAAAUAAAUAUAUUUGUUAAAUUUUAAGGACAUUUUUUUUUCAGUAGUAAGUGAAAUUAACAUUUCAGCUCCAAAAAGUGUAAUUUUCUCGUCAUGAUUUGUGGCGUUAGGCAUUAAAGGGCUGUCACUGCGCUAUUUUCACAGCAACGCACUUACAACUGAAUCCAAUCCACUUUCUCUUAGGUAAAACUCCAAACUCAAUCAAACUCCAUGCCACGUUUUGUUUAUCUCCAGUAAGCUUUUUCAUUGUCGGUAUGAGUGUGUAUUGGGCCCCGGAAAGUGGGUGGGACAUAUUAGAGCCACUGUGAUUGGUCAGCGUGAUAUCAACGUGACUUCUUCCUCCAAUGAAUGAGUUGUUCAUACCGGACACACACAGGUGUUGUCUAAAGAUGGCAAUUUGCGAAAAGAGUGAGAAACGUCUUGGUAAAAGUCCGAAACGGUUGCCGGAUUUACACCGAGGCAUGAACAAUAUGACUAACCUCCGAGUUUACUGGAUAUAUGCCGAUGACAAAACCGUAAACCCUGCAGCGGAAUAACCUAACGCAAGUGUUGGAGCCGCGGAGAGUGGCGCCGCGGCGGCUACAGUGACGAUUACACCGGCUGAGAAGGCGCUGCCUGCGGGUGAGAGAGGCGGAAGACACCGGAGAGAUUACCACGGUUUGCUGCCGCUGACUAGGUACCAAGAAAGACAUGUUUUUUUUUACUUCUCACGUUUUGCGUUAGAGGAUUAGGGCCACUGAAAAAAUAGACUUGUAUUCACAUUUUUAAUUAUUAAUCUGUGAAAAAAGUCAGAAUUCUGAUUUAGGAGUCUUCAGAUCUAGACCUCGCUCAUUGUUUGAUAAAUUAUCAAGACCAAACCUAAAAUGGGACAGAUUUGGCCCAUCUCAUUUAACAUGAGUCACAGUGGCAAGGAAUAACUUCCUUUUAACAGGCAGAACCCUUGGGAAGGACCAGACUCAUUCUAGACAGCCACCAAGCCGCUGCUGGAUUAGGGAGGAAUACAGAGAGAUAGGAAGGGAGAGAGAGAGAGAGAGAGAGAGAGAGAGAGAGAGAGAGGGAGAGAGAGAGAGGGCAGGGGGAGAGAAAGAUAACAAGAUAGAGGGAAGGAGAGAGAGAAUGAGUAAUGGAGAGGGAGGGAGAGAGACAGGGGACAGCAGCAACAUUAAAACAACAGUAACAACAACAGCAACAGCUCAUGCAGAGCAAGAAAGAUGAAACAAUAUGGAUUCAGUUAACGGGAUCAGGAUAUAAGUAAUUAUAGACUAUGUUAAAUUUAAUGUGAUUACAGUCAGCAGUAAUAGUAGUGAACUCUAGUUUUAUGUUAUUAAUGUGAGGUUGAUGUUCAUGUCUGCAGCAACAGUCCAGAGAGAAGAAGGAGCUCAGGGCCUGAGGUCAGGCAGGUCCACAGCAGCCAACCGUCUGUAGAAUCAGUCCAGAGGAACCUUGGAGACUGGGGGGCUCAGAGACAUACAGAGAGAUCUGGUUAGUUUUUUGGAUAUAGAUGAUCCCCUCUAUGGUGAUCUUCAGACUUGGAGGCUGCUGAACUUCUGCUCUUGUGUGUGUAGGUGUUUCAGAACCUCGAUCAACUGGAUCACAACUAAAAAACCAGACCAUCAACCAGUUUGUUUGAAAUUUCUGCUAAGUCAGGCUGCUCUGGACCAGUUCAGUGAUCAUGAAUUGAGGCUGAUGCAGAUAGGGGGACUUUUAACACCCUGGCUUAGAGGAAUAUUGUUCAGAGGCAGGAUUUAGGAUUUGAAGCUCUUUAAUAUCUUUAUAUCUCUUUUAGCUCUGAGUAUAAAACUUCACUUUGUAUCCUGGAGUUCCUAUCGUCGAGUCUGAGCAGCCUUCAUAUGUGAAGUGAGAAUUUUCGAAAUGUCACGCUCCAGAUCCUGCUUAAAAUAGACUUUGUGGAGCGUCUCCGGUACAUACACUUAUCUUUAGAUCAUUAAAGAGUGUUUAUUGUGUUCUCAGGGUGUUUAAACUGGCCAAGCAAGUCAUUGACAUGGGAAUUAACUUUUUUUUUUUUCUUUUUACCCCCACUGGCACCGAGCUUGACUUGGUUCAGGUUGGCAGCUCAUCUCACUGUCAGGGAAACUCCCUCAAGCUCUGCUUACCCAAUUAGGGAUGAAAUUUUGAUGAGACUUAGUUGACAAACCUCAGCGUUUCCAUGAAAUGUUAAUACCCGCGCAGGUUCUGAGAGGUAGCAAAAAAACACAGUGUUUGUGUGUGUACACAUUCGGAUGAACACACUUGAGGAUAACGCUGAGUCAAAGACAGAUCUGGGACAUUUAAGUCAUUGUAGAAUCAUCUUAUCAUCUUAAUACACACUCACACACACACACACACACACACACACACACACACACACACACACACACACAUAAAAAACAAUUACACUCACACAGGCAGCCAACUACUGAAGUCAGCGCUGUGUGGCUCAUUUUUGACGUACACCAGGAGCUUAAAUAAAUCAAACUCAUCCUCUUUAUGCGCUCAGGUACUCAUUAAGAAUAAACACAACUCACAAAGUAUUAAAGGAUAGCUAUGCUGUUUAAAACAAGCUGAAAUUUAACAACAAAACACUGGGAUAGUCUUCCUUGUUAGUACUUUGAAGCAGUAAGUCUGUGGUACAACCAUGAAGAAGCAACAGGUGGAGAAAGGAGAGCAGGGAGAGGAGCAGGAGGAGGGGAGGUACCCCGGUAGAAAUGACAUCCAGAACAGCUAUUUAACAAACAAGACAGACUUGAAGCAUGCAGUUGUUUGUCAGCUGAUGAUAUGUGUAGCUCCUCCCAUCAGCUCCCAGAUGUGCAAGACUGUGCAGGAGACAGAGAUGAGUGAUUCAGACUGAUGUGACGUCUUCCGCUAUGAAUUGAAUCUGUGCAGGGAUUUAAUAUGAUGAGCAAGAUGCCGGCAAUCCUGCGCCGAAACUCAAUUCCAGAUGUGUGUUGUUGAGAAUUUCCUCUGUUACAAUCAUCUCAUGAUCCUCUGAAGCCUUAGAGUCAAGGUUUUUGUUUAAUAUACGUAGCCUCUGUUCAACAUAACAGGGUAAUUGGUGUGGUUCCUAUAGGGCUGGGCGAUAUGGGAAAAAGUUUAUCACAAUAUAUAUUUUUUCAUACAAGUGGACAUCGAUAUAUAUAUCAUGUUAUAAAAAAUGAAAUUUAACAGUACUUAUUGGUAGCAUGUCUUUUGCAACACAAUAAGCUACUGCAUCCGUGAGGUCUUCGUGUCUCCUUGAUGUUUUGUCGUAAGGUGUUGCGAAAGCGGAAUGGUCGGCUGUUUCAGCUGCACAGGCGCCACGGGCUCCUCGCUCCACUUGGGGUUUGUAAUUUUUUGCAUUGUGCGUGCUCUGCUGCGUGGCACUGCUUCAGGUGGUGUAAAAGAUUUGAGGUAUUCCCAGACUUAAGGUCCUUACACACCGGGGAAAAACGCAAAUAUACAACGCAAAAUUACAAAAUAUUUGGAGGCGAAUUUUGACGCGCCUGACUAUACACAUCAGGUGCGAUUUUGCGAUUUUCCGGGGGGAAAAAAAGACACAGCCCAGGUGGAAGAGAGAAGACUGACACAACAGCAGACUGAGUUUUUUUCAUUUCUGGUUAGACACUAGUGUUGAGAUGUCUGUCUGUCAUGAUAGCAUUUACUGAGUCGGGGCCAGUACCAGAUAAGCUCAUUAAACUAUAAUCCAUAAACAUAAGGUAACAACCAAGACCUAAUGGUGCUGUGACAGCAACGCAAUUGAGUUUGAGACAGUGAAAAUACAUUUGGUAUGUUGUAUCUGAACAGGUUAGCUUACGAGCUAAAGUUACUUGGCACAGAUGAAAGUUAAAACAAAGACGUUUAGCAAACUGUUAAAGCACACAAACCAUCGUCAUAUGAGAAAUCCGACGCUAUGACUCUCCACAAGUUGUCCUUCAGGUCAUUAGCUUUGUAAUAUUUGUGUCUUUAAUCAAAAAGCACUCUGUUUUCUGACACGUAAACAAUCAGCCGGUCGGCCAUGUUGGAUAUACCGGUGAAUCAGACGUCACAACAACACGAAAUCUGCAACAGUGCUGUCGGCCUCACGUGUUGAAGUGCAAUGGUUGCGUGUAGCUUCAGCCUGCUACUACGCAGUUGUUUGCUACUUGGUUCUAAUUCAGCACAUGAUUGGUUUAAAAGAACUCCCCUUUUCAUUGACUAUUCAUAUAGUCUACCCAAACAUGGCAGAAUGCCGUCUAUGGAAAAGGAUAUUGACCAUGUUUUAUAUUGAUGGAAAUGGAUUUUUGAUAUAUAUCGUUAUCAUUUUAUCGCCCAGCCCUAGGUUCCUCUUUCUUGUUUUUCUUCUGUCUCUUCCAGUUCUUGCGAAGUCUGCACCAAGUAUGAUUUACAUGUAAAGUGGGGUGCUGGUCCACUUAUGAAAAAGCAAUCCAUAUUCUCCCAGAGGAGAUCAAGUGUUGAGCCCCACCUUAACCAAUAACAAUCAGUUUGUAUUAGAUGAGGAUGAGAUGUUUUUGUGUCCCUAUUGUGUCACUUUCCUUUGGGUACAGAAUGUGAUCAGCGUCUUUGAUCGGCGUCUGUGAUCAGUGCGAUCCUCAUGUACAGCAGGAAGACGUGCGUGCAUGUGUUUGUGCGCACGCUCAGCUGGGAAUUGAGGACAAAGCCCGGUCGAGAUGGAGGGCUUUGCGUGCUGUGAGGCCUCUUCAGCCACGCACAUAGAUUUUACAGCCAGGGAUGAUUUAGGGAGUUCAAUUAAUUGGAUCUGAGCUCAAACCUAAAAAUACACCAUUCUCUCAAAAAUUAUGAAGGACUAUAAAUUUGGGAAAAGUUCCAGCCUGUGUGCCCACAAGCACUUGGAGUUUUUAGAAAAUAUCAACUGCUGCUGAGCUGCCAUCCUCCUCUUCACCUAAAGCAACCAGACUUCAGAGAGUCCCGUUAGUUAAAAAUCUUACGUUUAGCCGCUCAGACGCUCUUUUCUCUUCUGAUUAGGCUGCAAAUCCAGUCAAGCCGAUGGUUUUUCUGUGUGGCCAGGUUGCUAAUCCAGUUGCCCCAUGUGUGCGAUCGCAGCGGCAGACACUCACCGAGGGCUGUAAUUGUCCGUAACUAACAUGCUAUUGAUCUAAACUGACUGACCGGGGUUGCUGCAAUCAUAUCUGCUAUUAUUGACUCCCUGAAAGUGUCUGGUGCUGACAAUUAAGUCUGUGGGUGGGAGUGAGAAAGGAAAGGCUAUGUGUGCAUAUAAAUAAGAGGUGUGUGUUUAUUUGUGUGCGUAACAAGCAGCGAUUGUUUGAAGUUGUUAUCUGCAUCUAAAUGCGUUCAUUGCCCUUGUUUAUUCACAGGAUUUCUCUGUUUGACUCGCCUUACGCACUUUAAUACACAAAUGAAGUGUGCAUUAUUCAGACGUGUGGUGGUGUCACUAAAGAGAGAGGGGUCUUUGAUUUCCAUGAAAGCCAGCUGCGUGUCAGAAAUAGAACCAGAGACCUGCUCAGUCAGACAUCAUCGCCUUGCUCUCUUUCCAUCCGUUUUCUCACUCACUCCCUCCAUCACCUCGCGCCUCUGUGUCUCCAUCCCCUCGUGAUCCAUCUCCCGUCCCCCCUCCCGUCCCCCGCCUCCUUGCUUACUAUGAAUUACUGGCUUGCCACAUAAUUCACAUCAGUAUUUGUGGUCCAGAUUUGGAAUCCAAGUGGAGGUCUGACCCACUUUGCAUCCUAUAUCAAAAUCUCAUAUAUUUGUUUCUGAAGUCUUGUCAGAUUCAAUUACUCCAGUGGAAGCAUGAGAGCGGAGGAUGGGAUGUAAGCACCGCAGCAUUUUGGUUUCAGUGAAUGCUUUUCAUAUCCUUGUACAGUCCUAAAUUUCAUGCACUCAGUCAGUGCACCUUUUCGAAUGAAUCUAAUGAAGCUAAUCUGCUCAACUAUCUAGCUAAUGUGUAUUUUUUGCGCAUGAGGAUCUGCUGAAAUAACUGCACACUGCGAAGGCCAAAGUGGGACAGUUUUGUACCUCCAUGAGCAUAGCAACGGUGGAGUAAAUCAGCUGAUCCUAACGCCAGCUGAACGCUCAGCUGAUGGCAAAUAUCAGUUGAAACUGAUUCAGCCACAAUCACGCUUUUCUUGUUUUGUUUCAUGUUGCGUGGGAGGCAACCAUCAGAUGUGUCUGUCUGUCUCUGGCGUGAACUGUUUUGUGUUUUACUGCAAACCCUGCUUUAAGCAUGAUCAAUGCCUCCACCCCCUCUUCUCAGAAUUUAUCAAUGCAGCGCAGUUAUGAGACAUCAUGUGGAUCUGCGUGAUAAAAAACAUCAAUCUUUGUUGUUCGCUUUAUUUUUUCACUCUAAUCUGAGACUCCAGGCUGCGGUGGAGUCAUUUUAAUUCACAGAUAAACUGCAGAACUGUAAAGCCAGGGACAACAGUCCGUGAUCACCCGCCCGGCUGAGCGGCCUGUGCGGCGUGUGUGUGUGCAUGAGAGAGAGAGAGAGAGAGAGAGAGAGAGGUUUGAAAACAGUUAUAAAAGUCAGGUUUGAAACAGUUAUAAAAGUCAUUUUGAUCCAAAAUCAUCACCAGACUUGUUAUUUUGAGGUUUUGAUUCAGUUGAUCCACAGAAAUUGGCUUUUUGAAAACAUUUAGACUGCUGUUAGGAGGUCACAUCAGCUCCCAGGACAAGAGGAUAGUACUUAAAGCGGGGCACACACAUAAGGAUUUUUUAAAUCUAAAGAGAUUUUUCAUCUGUUACAGACCUCACACAUGAAGAUAAUAAAUCAGGCAUUGAACAGUUUUGAUCGUACUCAGCACAGCACACCACACACAAAACGAUCCUGUUCCAUACUGAUCUAGAAUCUAGUCCUCCAAGACAGAAAUCUGGCAUGAUAAACGUGAUCGAACAAAAACAAAGAAGAAGAAACAUAGCAACAACUGGGAAACACAAGACGCAACAUGGAAGAGCACACACAAGAGGAGCGAAUGAUGGUGGUUUUGGGAGUAUUUUUGACAGAAAAAUCCCGUACUAAAUCUCGUACUACCGUAGGCCGUGCUUUAUUUUUGUUCGCUUUAUUUGGUUCCUUGUUCCUCAGUCAGCUCGCUUCUUGAUUGGCUACAUUCUGUUUCACGUGACAAUUCACCGAGUCAUGACUCGGGAGUCGUCGGCUUUCCCCACACACGUGAAGCUUUUUGGUUGUAAAUAUUGAAAAAGUUAAAUAUUUAUGAUUGUUGGCCCGACCCGUGUCAGACCCAAUUAUCGGGACAAAUUCACUCUUCAUGCACCUCAGACCACAGAAUGAUCUUAUUGGAUCAUCCUAGAAGACAUAAGAUAAUCUUCCGAUUGUCAUCCUUGGUCGGGAGGGGGAAAAUCGGGACAAAAACAGCCCAAUUAUCUUUAUGUGUGUAUCCCGCUUAAGUGUGUGAUCUGUGUAGUAGGGGUGGGAAUCCCUCGUGAUAUCAUCACAAUACUUUGGCCACGAUAUGAUAUUAUUGCGAAUUUUAACAUUUUGCAAUACAGUGAGUAUUGCGAUACAAUAUAUUGUGAUUUAUACAAUUUUUUCAACUGUUUAACUUAUUUAGCAUUUUGUUUUUACUUUAUGUUUGUCUUAUUUACACAGUACUUUAUUUUCAUGUAGCACUAAUUGCAAACCUUAUAUACAUAUAUAUAUAUAUAUAUAUAUAUAGGUCUAACUUUCUCUUGCUAUAUGAUUUUCCAUUAUCAUAGAUUUGAUUUAAAUAAAAAAUUCCGGGUCAAUGAGACAAUAUGAUAUAUCCAUAGACUGUUUAUAGAAUAGACGCCGUCUACCUCCUCACUGGGUGAAGCCACUCAGAGAACACCACCCUCUGUUGACGGGCUGCAGUAUAGGUCAUAAAUCCUGCCUCCGCCAGCAAAGCUUAGGGGCGGUGUUGACAUGUAGUUACUGUAAGAAUGGUUUGUGCUCAAGUCCUCUUUUUUUCUGUACAGCUCCAUUUUUAAAAGUUAUUAGGGGGUUCUUGUUUUCUACGAUUGACACCUGAUACAGCCUAUGGGCGUACGAAGAUUGUGUAGCUCACCCCGGGGAUACGUUGUUUGAGCCGAGCGUCCUCACAGCGACUCUCGGUGACUCUCCCGCCGAAUGCGUACCACGCUACCGCGCAAUGUUGGUUUCAGGAAAUGAAGAAAAAUCACAGAAAUACCGAGAGCGUUUCAGCUUCAAAUCCAUAUACUGACGGGAGGCUGAACCAAGUUGUCCAUAGUAUUUACAGUCUAUGGAUAUAUCACCAGACAAAAUAUUGUGAUACUAUGCUGUGUCGAUUUUUUCUCCCACCCCUACUAUGUAGAAUUAAACUUUUCUGAAGCAGGGUAAAAGACAAACCUUAACUUUUCCACCCCUGGCUUUGAGGCUGACUUGACCCCGGCAGGUCUCCCCUCCUUGAUCCUCAAAGAGCUGACAUUUGGCACAGCAGUGACACCUCACCGGCUGAAAGGACAAUUCUCAGCUGGGCCUCUUCAAUAUUUCACGUCCAGUGACAUUUUAUUAGAUGAAGAGGAGUUUAAGUCCUGGCAAAUGAUUCUCCUCACAUCAUGGGUAGGGGGGUUAGGAGAGCUGACAAUCACCCGGGGGAAGAAGGUGUGGGGGGUUCACACAGUGGCGCACACUCUCAGGUGCACACGCAUGCAAGCUGGUGGAUGGAGUAACCUUUUAAGCGCUCUAUGAUGCAAAUGUCCUUUGUGUGUAUGAGUGUGUGUGAGUGUGUGUGUUAAGCGUGCUAAGAAAGAUAAGACUGAAUAUAUUUUCAGACAUGUGCUGUUUUACAGUAAAUGUGUGCUUUUAUAAGUUUAUUCCCAAUCAAAAAAAAAAAAACAAGUUAUAGAGCUUCCCCUCCGUCAGCAUUCCCAAGAUAAUGAGAAACCACAAUGGAGAGGCCAAGCAAUCACGUAGAGCCCUGAACUGGACGGCUGAUAGCGAAGAGCGGUGCAUUAGGUGAUAAUAAGACCAAGCUGGGUCCAGAUCAUGGCUGACACAUUUCCCAUCCCUGUGAGGUCUAACCAUUUAAUCGAUUUCCAUCUGUGUCUCUCAUUUCUAUCCCACUUCUGCUAAAGUACUGUUGGUUAGCCAAGAAUCUGGGUUCAUCAAGAGUUAGGGGAAACUUUUUUGUCUCCUAGUUAAAAGAUUGUGUCUGGAUCUCAAAAGUGGGAGUGUGUAGGGGUAAAAGGCCACCUGAUACUCUAUCUUUUUUCCCAUCAAGGAUAUUUAAGCAGCAACUUCUUUGAUAGCAUGCAUCCAACGCUUAAGAGCAGUCGUUAGAUUUUGUAAAUGUCCUGGAUAAUCAAAUGCUGAUUUAAUUUGCAAUAUGUCCUCUUAACUUCAUGCAUAAACAUGUGUUUGCGCGCAACAAGCAUCCCCCUAUCCCCACCCCUAUUUUGCAGGGUUAUUGCUUGGCGUAAGCCGUGUGAUUGCCCAGUGGCGAUUCAUAAGCGGCAAGACCUUUCCCUUUGCCGAGUUCUUAUUAAACCUCACAGGCAGGAGAAACACCUUCCCUCCCCAGAUCUUUUAUAUUGGAUUCAGAAAGCUGAAUACAAGCUGGAACAGUACAGUAUGUGCUCGUCUGGCUACUCACACACCUCCAUGCACAAACACAAACACAGCAGCUCAGUAAAUACACCUACACAACCAGUCAAUAUCAGUCUGAUGGGAAAGUCUUUUCAUUGAGAUUAACAGCCUUUCAGCAUUCAUAAAGACAAAAGGAGUUUCAUCCUCAAAUAGCUUGAUAUUAUCUUUGAACCCUGACAAUGACUAAGUUUCAAUCAACAUCAUAUUUGCUCUUGUGAAAGACACUGUGCAUGGUCGAAAAGUGAGGCAUUAAUUUUUACAGUAUUUUCCUGUAAAUGAAAGAAUCGAGUAAAUAAGUUAAUAAGAUAGUUUUAUAGUUAAAGAUUUUAUGCUUGCUCACAGAAAAUUGUCAUAUUUUGUUCUCCUUUUAUAAAGGGAUGUUCAUUGUAGCUUAAAAUGUUAAUCAAUAUUUUACAGUAUUUUCCUGUAAAUGAAAUUUUGAGUGUUGAUGAUGAGGUGUUAGUUUUACAGUUAAAGUUUUAAUGCUGGCUCACAGAAAAUUGUCAUAAUUUGUUCUACUCUUAUAAAACAAUGUUCAUUGUAGCUCAAAAUGUAAUUCGAUGUUUUACAGUAUUUUCCUGUAAAUGAAAUUUUGAUUGUAUAAGUUAAAGUGUUAGUUUUGUAGUUGAGGUUUGAAUGCUGGCUCACAGAAAAGUGUCAUAUUUUGUUCUACUGUCAUUUGGCAAUGUUCGUUGCGGCUCAAAACGUUAUCCAUCUUUUACAGUAUUUUCCUGUAAAUAAAAGAAUUGAAUAUAUAAGUUAAUAAGAUAGUUUUAUGGUAAAAGUUUUCAUGCUUGCUCACAGGAAAUUGUCGUAUUUUGCUCUCCUUUUAUGAAGCGAUGUUUGUUGUAACUUAAAAUGUAAUCCGUUAUUUUACGGUAUUUUCCUGUAAAUGAAAGAUUUGAGUGUAUAAGUCAAGAAGAUAGUUUUAUAGUUAACGUUCUUAUGCUGGCUCACAGAAAAUUGUCAUAUUUUGUUCUACUUUCAUAAAGUAAUGUUCGUUGUAGCUCAAAAUGUUAUCCAUUAUUAUACAGUACACUUACUGUGAAAGCUGGAAUAGAGAUGUGAGGCUGAUCUUCAGAAUAGCAUCUGACCGCUGAGGCCUGCACUCCUCCUUAAACAUAUGGGAAUUGAGCGGUCAUCUGGGAUCUGUAUGUCUUCAUGAGUGUGUGUGAGUGUGUGUGUGUGUUUUCCAGGUCUGACAAUGCGUAAUGCAUUUGUCAUGCCAGCCAAGCCAAGCGGGCAUAGAAGCCUUUUCAUUUUAAUCGAGGCCCACUGGGUGAUGUGGUAAUACAGAUGGGGCCUGUCAUGCUUUUUUAAAAAGCAAGGCAAUGAGGAGGAGGAUGAGAAACAUAAAGACGAGAAAUAAAGAUUCAUUUGGCCUCUGUGGAUCAUGGUUCCUCCACAGGAAGAGUAAAAUUGGGUUAUUGAAUUCAAGUAUGGCGAGAUACCAGGGAUGCAAAGAUACACUGAUCCAGCUGCACCGCUCUGCAGCAUCUUGAAACUUGUCUUUCAAACUGGCGGAUGGUCCAGUUUCGAAGUUGUGGUCUGGUUUACUGAGCGCUCUGAUGCUUUGAGACUUGAAUAUUGACCCUUAACCUUUUAUAAGAGCGAUGGUUAAGUGCCUGUGCAUCCGUUAGCUCAUGGGGGAGACGCAACAACGUCAGUUAGAGUCUUCAUCACAGGAAUCAAGUCAUGUGGACAUGAUAAGCCUUCAGAGGUCGACACCAGUUCUGUACUUGUAAAAUUAGAAAAAAAUGAUAGGUGUUGGUCUUGCUGGUAUUGGGUUAAAAAAAAGUCAGUGAACUUUCGUUUUCGUAGGUUGGUCACCCUCUAUAGGGUAUCUUUGGAGUCUUAAAAAGUCUUAAAACAUCUAAAAUCCAAUCAUUUGAAUUAAGGCCUUUUAAAUGUCUAAAAUUCUCUUAAAAUCUCAUAAAAUGCCUCAAAUACGAUUCUGAAAGGUCUUAAAAAUUGAUUGAUAUGAAGUAAUGGAAAAAGUUUCGAUUUCCUUUCGUGUCUUUUGUACUUUUUUUGCCACUAUGAAUGUAAAAUGGGUCUAAAAUUAUAUACAUUUGGGUCUUAAAAAAACUCUUGAAAUUUGACUUGACAUUGAAACCUGCAGAGACCCUGCCUCUUCUCCUCUUCCUCCUCCUCCUGAAGCUCGAUAGAUAUAUGACGUUGACAUCCCUGUUGGGAUUCAACUCACAAAAUCAAAUUAGACCAAACUGAAUUGCCUGUAAUCAUCCUUCAGUUGAAUGAUCAUUAAAUCUGCUCCUAGCCAUUCGGCUUGGAUUGGAUCGUCUUGUUUGAUAUAUUGAUUAAGUUUCUUCACAUGGUGAUUAGAGGCUGUUUGAUUGUUUUCUAAUGAAAAAGCAAAAGAAGCUACCCUCCGAUGUAUAAAAGACACAAACAGCUGCAAAGAAGGAAAAAAAAAAACGCGCCCUGAAUAUUCUCCUUUUCACAGGGGUUAUUAUUACCUAUGCAUCAUGAAUUUGCCAUGUGUUAUUAGGUCAUAUGUCAGGUCAGCUCAGCAUCUGUGGGGGUUUUGUUUAUUCAAGGGCUCCCCCACACGUCCAAAGAAAAGAUUAAACCUUGGCUGGAAUCAGUGGGUUGUGUUCUCCUUUAAGAUGGACUAUAAAGCGAAUCUGCCUUCUGUCUGUAGAAAGGUUUUCCAGUUUUUAGUAUCUCUACCUCAAUUACACACUUUGGUGUAAAUUAAGGACGACUCCCUUCAGGUUGUUACAGUUUUAAGAUGCUGCUGACCUGCUAAGCUGCAGCAAAUCAGCUUUAUACACCGUGCUUUUCCUCCUAGGGGUUUUCACUUUUGGUUUUUGUUGUUAGUUCAGGUUCUCUCAAGGUGUCUGUGACCCAAAAUCCAAACGCAUACAGAUGAGUCGGACAGGUCUUCAUUGCCAACAUUGUGGUGGGAGCCUUAAGGUUGCCAAUUUGAUCUGCAAAAGCAAACUAGACCAAUCAAUGCAAGUCUGUUCCGGCCAAAACGAAGCAUGGAUUUUCUCUCUUUUGUUCUAUCACCUAUUGCUCGGCACAGUGCUGUAUGAAUCAUGAACAAAGAACUGAUUUAUGAAGAGCAACUGUGUCAGUGUUCCUCAUUGUCUCGUCACUGGAGCAGAACAUGCUUUUGGAAUUGAAUCAAUGCCUCCCAGAAGGCCGUCACUAACCAAAAGUGAGUGUUUGCAUCAGUGGUCCAGCACAGCAGGUCCCCGAGGACAUAACAUGCAGAUGCGAGCUCAUGAGCACAUCAUCGCACACUUCAAGUUGGGGAUUUACAUCUUCACAAAGCAUACUCAAUCACAUAACAGUGAAUGUACAUGCUGUAAAUUAACAUCUGACCUAUUUAUUGUCUGGAAUUUCAAUGCACCAUAAUAACCCGUUAAAAUAAACGUAACAUGGAUCAGAGUUUAGAGAGGAAAAAAGCAGAAAGCUGCAAAUUUUUGACUGUUUUAGAAAAUGCCAUAAAAACUGUUUUAAUUAAAGGUGCGUACCGUGAAAUUUAAAAUUUAGGUGAGGUCUUUUAAACGGAUUGAGGAUGUGCUCUCAUAAUCUUGGACUUGAAACUUGAAACACUUUAUUGUCAUCAUACAGAUGAGACAAGAUUAAAGGUCCAUACACACCAGGAACGACGCAAAUAUAUGACGCAAAAUUACAAAAUAUUCGGAAGCGAAUUUUGAUGCGCCCGGAUAUACACAUCAAGCGCGAUGCGAUUUUGCGACUUUCCAGGGGGAAAAAAGAUGUGUCCAAGUUGGAAGCGAGAAGACUGACACAACAGCAGACUGACGGUUUUUCAGUUCUGAUUAGACACUAGUGUUGAGAUGACUGUCUGUCAUGAUAGCAUGUACUGAGUCGGGGCCAGUACCAGAUAAGCACAUUAAACUGUAAUCCAUACAUAUAAGGUAACAACCAAGACCUAAUGGUGCUGUGACAGCAACGUGAUUGAGUCUGAGACAGUGAAAAUACAUAUGGUAUGUUGUAUCUGAACAGGUUAGCUUACGAGCUAAAGUUACUUAGCACAGAUGAAAGUUAAAACAAAGACAUUUAGCAAACUGUUAAAGCACACAAACCAUCGUCAUAUGAGAAAUCCGGCGCUAUGACUCUCCACAAGUUCUCCUUCAGGUCGUUAUCUUUGUAAUAUUUGUGUUUUUUAUCAAAAAGCACUCUGUUCUCUGACACGUAAACAAUCAGCCGGUCGGCCAUGUUGGAUAUACCGGUGAAUCUGACGUCGCAACAACACGAAAUCUGAUUGGUCAGAAGUGGACACACAGUAUGCAAAACUUUGGAAAAUUCGACUGAUAUUAAAAAAUAAAUACCGCAAUAUCGCAGAACGGGAAAACGUCGCUGAUGUGAACGCUUGUAUUGACAGGAUACGGGUUCGUAAAAAAAAAUUGAUAAUAAUAAUAAUAAAAAUAAUUGCACGAAAAAACGCUCCCGGUAUGUAAGGACCUGAAGAGCUGCCCAGUCGGUGCACAAACAGUAAAACAGACAAGAUAAUAAAACAGACGAUAUAAUAUAAAUAACAUAUAUGCAAAACAAACAUUUAUAGUGCAAAUCAAUAGGCGUGUGCAAUCAGGUCAGAGUGUGCUAGUCAAUUGGAGAGAUGAAGAGUUACUAUUAGGAUGCCAGCCACAGAUUAAAGCUCCUGUAGGAACUGUUGGUUUGUGCUGAAUUUGGCGCCCCCUGUGGACACAACAGUAAUUCUUUGAGUGCUUAAGUAGUUUCAUUUAAUUCACUGUGAGCAUUUAUGAUGGAAAUCAUAACAUAAUCAUAAUUAUGAUGUUUAAAUUGUCAGUCUUGCCCCGGAUGAUCUUGUUUGCUUUUGGAGGCAUGAAUGUAAAUUUCAAGUUAUUUUAUUAACAUUAAAAAAAAACUGCCCAUGGUAGGAUUGUUAAAGUGGCACCAAUGUCUCUGUGCAGUUUAGCUGAUAGCCAAUUAUAUUACAGGUGCUUUCCACAUUUCUUUCUUGUUAUUCUUAAUGUUUUUAGCUGCCUUGAUGGCACUGAAAUGCUUGUGAUUUCCAUCAUUUCAUCAGUGUGUCGCCUAUUUAUUGCAAUUUUUUGGUCUUAAUAGAGUCAAGGUUUAGUUUGCUAACCUGUUUUGAUCUUGAGCAUCAGCAUGCAUAUCAGCGCAAAAUACCAAUACCAUUACCAACAUGGCGAUGUUUAAUAGAUGUAAUGUUAUGGUUCAUAUCUUUUCUCAUUUCUGUGCUAGUAUUUGUGGAAAGUCGACCUGACAUGCAUUUCAAAAAGAUUGUCUGACUGAAACUGGGCUUUUAAGAUGCAUGUAAACGCACAAGUCUGACUUAAUCAAACUUGUCAUAGUCAGACUAACAUUCCUAGACAAUGCCGUCAUGUAUACAGCAAGGGUAAUCAGAAUUGACCCAGUAACACAAUCAGCUCAUGUAUGUUUUCAUCAGAAGCUGAGUCCUCCGUAGAGACGUUUGUGUUCACUCUGAUUGUUUUUAAGACAGAGUUUCACCUGACAAACACACAGACACUGACAUCCACGGACAGAGCUCAGCUUCAUCUGAAGAUGUCAGUGCUCAAGCCUUGUGUCAUUGGUUUGUGUGUGUGCGUGUGUGUGUUUGUGUAUGUUAUUAAGAGACCUAGAGGAGUAUCUCAUAAAAGAUGCCCUUUUUUCUGCUCCACACUUACCAAACACAACAAUCCAAGCUGCAGCGUUUUGUACAGUCUGUAUUUCUGAUGCUCGAAUCUGUGCUUCCUAGAACCAACCUAAAUGUUGUUGCCAAGAAAAAUUAACCAACAUCCUACAUACUGACUGGAAAUGCUAUUAAUUGCCAUGGUAACAGAGCAACUGCUUCAGGAGCCACUGUGGAGCUUUUCUGAUUUCAAGGCUUUCCUCUCUGCAUGGAUAGCUCUGCAUUUAGACCUCGACUUGUUUAUUUGUCAGAGUGGCAGUGACUAAUGUUACCGUUGUUUAAACUUGAUUACACAUCUGAUAUUUUGGCCACAGGACGAGACACUGUCAGAUGACAAAUGCAAGAGAAUGAUUGCAUAUAUAAAUCUCACAUUGCCCACCUACAACAUGUGCAGCUUACAUCAGUGAGUGUUUUUUUCUCUGACUCUUGCAGUGAAACCAACAGUUGUUGAUGUGGGCAUAUAUGUCAACAGCAUCGGGCCUGUGUCAUCCAUGGAUAUGGUGAGUUGGAAUGCUCCCUGUUCAUGUCCACAUGCAUUUGUCAUUUCUCCAACACUGCUAGCAUCAUCAUGCAUGAAUGCUACCAUUCCCCACUGUAUUUGAAGGUUUGUGCUUGUUGAGAAAGACAGCCGAGAAGCCAAGUGUGGACGAUUUGUCCAUGUCUAGGUUAUUUAACAUCACUCAUAUGCUCAUAUGAUCCACAAAAGAAUGAUUUCGUCAAGGAUCACCACACAUACACAGCAGGACGGGGCCUACUACAGUGUUAUAUUCCUCCUGCUGUCCCGCUUUUGUCUGUCUUUGGUGGAUUAUCAGCUCUAAACAUUAAACACUUUCCUGACUGAUUGUCUGACUCAGAGCAUUAGCUUUGAAUAUUGCGCAGUUAACUUUAUAAUGUAUAUUUUGCCAGGUAUAAUGCAUCAGGCCCGUUCUGUCCAAUAGCUGUUGAUACACUCAAAUGUGAUAUUGAUUUUUCUAGAUGAAGAGUCUCUCUCAAGACACCGCAAAUAUAUGUCUUUUGAAGAGCUGAAGAUGGUAUUAAAUGCAUUUUACCACUGAGCUUACUUUAAAAUCAGAUGUGAAGUUUGCACUGUUGCUUGGCAACACUAAAAAUCUUCAGGUAUAUGAGCAAUAAAGCUGUUUACACUGGAGCAAUGGUCUGCAUUUUCAAUGUGAAGGACUACAUCUUCUUCACCAAAAAUAAACUUCCAAAAACUAGUUUGCAACACUGAUUUUUAUGCACACGCACGCUUGAUAGUUAUCGAUCAGUUUUUUACAAGAACAUUGCUCAAAAGUCAUUUCCCACAUUUUGAAUAAAGAAAAUUUAAUUUGAUAAACAGCCAGUUUUUAGUAUGUUAGGUUUUGAGCAGCCACAAUGACCUAGUAGGUUACUAAUGAUGAGGUUAUAUACAAUGGAUGGCUCACUACAGCAGGCAGAAACCAGAGCAGGACCAGAGUCAUCUUAGACAGUCAUCAGAUGAGACUGCAUCGGGUUUAGGGAGGAGAUGCAGACAGAAAAGAGGCAGGUCUACGGCAGCAACACAUCUGCAGCAGCGAUCCAGAGGAAGCUACGGCAUGAAGGAACUCGGGGACUCGCUUUACAAGACCCCUUAGAGGAGCUUGAUCUCUGUACAUUAGCUCAUGUAUGAAAUAGAUAUCUAAUGUCUAUAUAGAUGAUGUGAUUUUAUUGGUGUCAAAAAAUUAGGCUAGUUCCAGUUACCUCGGAAGUUGGAUGUCAGAGCUGGGAAUGACAUUCCACCUGAGUUGACGGUGUUCCAGUUAACAAGUCAGAAAACCAAGAUGGACGCCUACAGCUAGACCCUGUUGUUAGUUGUUGUUAGCUAUACCAGUUGUAAAACACGCACAACACAGUAUUUUACUCUUACAAACACCAUAGCACCGUGUUCACAGUUAGCCGUUGGGCAGUACAACGUAUACCACUUAUUUAAUUUCACAAAAACAAAACAGAAGUGCUAAUAAAUAAUACCUUACAAGAGCUUUCACUGUUUCUCUUUACUGUUGAUGCACUGCGCUGCCAUCUUGAAUUAUGACGUUGUCGUCAAGGGGUUGGUGUCGGGGUGGGCAAGUAUCAUCGGACUUUCCGAGUCGGAAAUCCAAGUUCGGGGGGGGCGUUCCAGAUGAAUUUCCGACUCGGAAACAACUGGAAUGCGGCAUUAGGCCUCUAAAAAAUGACAUAACUUUGUAUUACCACUCACAUUAAACUAAACACGGCAUCCAUUCCCGUAAACCCUUCUUAGAUCUUCCGUUAAGUUUAGCAAAAACAUUUGACUGGUCUUUUAUUCUCUUAUCUUUUGAUGAUGUAUUACAAAUUGAUCAUUAAUCGACAUUAAUCAACUUUACAGAUCCAUCUAUAAAGCGCUUUUGUCUGUGUCUGCUCGACUGAGCCUCUCGCGACCGUCCAGGUGGAAAAGCCGAUUAAAACGAACACAUGAACAAGUAAAGCAGAUGUAAAACAGCAAAGCAACUGUCAGACAUGAAUUGUGAGAAGGCUUUUGCUGCGUUCGAGUUACCUCAGAAGUCAGAUAUCGGAGCUGAAAAUGACAUCACACCCAGAGUUAGCAGCGUUUCAGUUAUCAAGUCGGAAAAAUCAAAAUCGGAGGUGGAAACAAGAUGGCUACAUCUCCGAAAGGUAUUUUAGCGCUUGCCUUGUCCUUGUUAUAUUUGGACCUCAAAUACCCAAGAACUAUUUUUCUUUUAGCUUAUUUUAGUUUAUCAGCAAAUUAAUCCAGUAAGUUGGCAGUUGUUCCUUCAGGUGUUUUUGCAUAUUUUUUUAUUAAAUAAUGUGUUUUUUUUUCUUUUUAAAGUUUAUGAUAAACUUGUUUUUCAGAGCCUCACAUUAUUAGAAGUCUGGACAACUUAAAAAGAAUUUUGCAUGAAGAAUAAAAGCGAGAGAAAUCAGAGAGCAGACCACACACAGAGGCUGCAUGAGUGCCAGAAGACGAGCUGAAGACGGAGCACCGGGAAUCUGUGCGAGCAACAAUAUUAAUAAGUCAUGCUGUAACUAAAAUAUCAGGCUUUUGAGUAAAGAUAGCCCUUAGCUGUCCAUUUAUUUUCAAAAAAAAAAUAAAGAAGGCAAUAUGUAUUUUAUAAAAGCUGUGGAGGCUGGAAGUGGAUAAACCGUGUUACAGUCUAGUUGCCUGGACAUGGCCAACUAAAAAUAGAGCAAAUGUACCCACAAUGGCCGACUGGAAUAAUUUUAAUGGUCAACACUACACCUGGCGUUCUGAAGGCAGGAGGUUUUGGAUGGAGCUCUCGCACACAAAAAACAGUGCACAGCAGUUGCCUGAAAUCUGAUGUUACACAAACUCAUAGCUGUAGCCUGAAGGGUUUAGACUGAUCUGCAAGAAAUCUGUGCAACUAUCAACAUAACUGAUUGCAAGCAUGUAGUUAAACAGGAGUGGAAUUAAUCUGCGAGAAGGAGCUGGCUGUGCAAGUGAAACAGGAGGGUUUUAGGGAAAGUAAUGAAAAAUCAGUCAUUUUUUUACUCCAAAAGUAGAGAAAAAUGCUCUUUUUGAAGUAUCAUUCGGUGAGAAUGGAGACAUGCUGUCCCUGUGUUCUUGAAUAUAAGGGAAGAAUUACCCAGCAGAUUGCCUUAUUUCCCAUUUGCACCUGAAGCUAGCUUUGCAAACGCAUCUCAUGACUUUUAAGUCCCACUCCAAUCCUUUCCUUUUUUUUUUUUUUAACUACUACUUAAAGUGUUCUCAGUGGUCUUUAAGAAGAAUAGAAUAGAAUAGAAUAUUCCUUUUCCUUAUUCCUUUAUUGAUCCCCCAUGGGGGAAAUUUUUUUUAAAUUGUGAUUACGAAGUUUUUACCAAAAGUUGAGUUACCUGUGUCAUUUUUAAGGGCGUUUCUUUGGCAGAACUCCAGUAGAUCAUUAGCAAUUCGCCUCUGAGUCGUGGGCAGAGACCGCGCUGCUCUGCACACUUGUCUUCAUGUUAGCUUGUAGAAGACGCAGGUAACAUAGGAGCUAUUCAACUCUCGGACACUAAUGUCUUAAGGGACACGAUGAAAGCUGAAAUCAUAAUUAGCUUUCUCGCGAUCAUUGCAAUCCGCUAAUGCACACGCUCGUUCUGCGAUUGUCCUCUCUAUUUCACCUCUCUAUGCAGAGUGUGGCUUGCAUAGCAGAGCUCCGGGGGCGGAGCUUGGAUUGGUUACAUAUGAAAUCUCACUGUUUCUUAACCUGCAGUUUGGGCCUGCCAGAGAGUCACAGUGUAGUUUUCUUAUGAUAUGUCCUGUAGCAUCAGAAAAAUGCCAUAUGAACAUGUAAAAAACAAAAAAAAACGCGAUUUUUCAUCGGAGUGGGUCUUUAAAAUACUUCUAUAAGUGCAGAUAUACAACCCUAACUUUGAACUGGGGUUGUACAUCUUUACCCAUUCGACUGUAAGUAAAAAUCAUUGUCUAUAGAAGUUCAAUAGAGGAUAAUGUGCCUGUUUGAAAUAGGCCAACUACUCAUGCAGUUGUCUGUAGAGUCUGUAGUCGGUCAGUGGGGCAUGACUAAGGUCAGCUAACUUUGUUUCAGUGGAGAACGCCAUCCUGCUGUGACGUUCCAACGCUUUUCUUCCUACGCAAGCACUGACUGGAUUCACCCUGUCAGGGCCGAACGAUGCCGGUCAGUGGAACGUAAACCCUUUUCCCGUCCUCUGGAUUGACUGGUCUUAAAAUUAGCGCAGAGUCAUAACUCUUUCCAUCCAUUUCUUUGGAGCCGUGUCGGAGCAAAGUAAAAGAUUUCUUCAGCAUGGCCUGGCAUGCUUUGACCUCACCCUGAAUUUGUUUCUUUCUUCAGAGCUCCACACCAGCGUAGUAAUGCACUCUUUCUCUUGUGCAUCAUCAAACGACUAGAGACCUCCACUCUGAGUGUUUGCAUCUCCACGGGGUUGUAUUCCAUUAUACUUCUGUAUGUGUGAACAGCAUGGAAAAACCAGGUCGAAUCCCUCGGGUACACUACAUGCAUAAUCCAUAUCGAUGGCACAUAUACAGCAUCUAUCUCCAGAGAAACCUCACUCCCGCCUCUGGACAAAACAGUAUUUUUUCUCAUUUGUUUAAAUGGCAUCAGUUGGCGUUACGUGAUGUGAAAUCAAGCUGACGGUUUUCAGGACGUACCGCAAUGAACGCUUGAGGGAUCAAAUAGCAUUAGAGGCAUGCAAGUCAAGCAAACGAGCUGGUUUUUCACAGCUGGUGCUGGGAGAGUCCAAUAGCACAGCUUGUUAAAUUUCAAGACAGAGAUAGAUGCACUGUGACAUUGACACUGAGCCUCUGCUGGAACCAGGAAGUGAGUGGCACCUUGAAUUUGAUGAUCUGCCAUUGAGCCUGUCAUUGCGUAUUACCCAGGAAUAGUAUUUAUGAGGACUACCUGCUGUGUCAUGAAAGAGAUUGCAGGAAUCCAACUGGAAACCAUCUCCUACUUACAACUAAACCCAGCUGAGAAGCAAAAGAGGAAAAUAUUCACACACUGGAUGUCAACAAGCUCAUAAAAACCAUCCUCACAGACGUCUGAACGCGGAAAUGAUGCUCAAAGAGAACUGAUCAGCUCACAGUGUCCGGUUUUCAGCUUAUUUGUUCUUGAUGAGAAAUUUAAGCAUGCCCGCAUAGUCAGGUUUCAGUCAGGAGCGCAACUGGGUCACAAUCAGUCCAGCGGCAGAAUACACAUGUUCAGGAGGCACUGGUGUGUGCAGAGAUACUUGCAUCUCUGGGUAUCUGGGAAAUCUCCCUACACUGACUCUCCAUGAGUUUGCCAGCUUUGUUGGCAGGGAUUGUUUGCUGUUGAAACUGUGUCGUGAAAUAAACGUCAUAUUAAGGAGCAUAUGUAUCAUCACAGUGUUAUUUUGGCUGCAUUAAUUGGACAGACUUUGAUGCGUUGGUUUGAAGAGGGAAAAAAAAAAACACUCCUUCACACCAGCGAGAACUCGUCAAUGCUGACAUCUGCAUGAAGUGUCAAAUCAGAUCAUUUUCACCUAUCCGGAGGUGUAAGACUGCUGUUUGUAGCCCCGUGAGACUUGUGCCUCAGCUCUGCUUUUAAUCGCAUUCAGAGUGAAAACUGGACAAAGACUCUUUCCUACUCGAAAGACAAUUCACCUCGAUCCCUCUCUUCUUCGUGCAAGAGUGUCACAGUUAAUGAAGCACGCUUAGAGGGUUGGUGGUAAAUGUCAUACACGUCUUAAAGCUUAUCUUGAUGUAAGGUGAUCUUGCAAACAUUUCCUGCUGCCACUAGGCGGCACUUUGACUGGGAUGAGAUGCUGCCAUAUGAAUGUGUUCAGGUCUGGACCCUUCUUAUGUGUGGUAUGGGUGCUAGAUUUUCCUGUAGGGCUUCAAGAGCAUAGACAUAAUAUAUGUAGACGCCUCAAAGCCUGACGCUGCCUAUUGGAGCUCACGUAUCAGUGCGGCCGCUGGCUUGGAUGGGUACCCCAUGCGCCUCCAUUGCAUUAAGGUAGGUAGGAAUUAGGGCCCAACCGAUUUAUCGGCAAGCCGAUUAAAUCAGCCAGUUUUAGCUCGUUUGAGACUCAUCGGUAAUCGACCAAAACUCGCCAAUUUUCGCCGAUAUUUUCAGAAAUAAAAUGCGGACAAUAAGAUUUGGUUUCACUUGGAAAAUGUUCCGCCAUUUGAAAAGUUCCCCAACUUAUCCUGUAGAUGGCGCAGCGACCUCAUGACAAUCUUCAUCCACUAACUACCUCACAGCACAGCAGAGUGACGGAUCUAAAGCAGGCAGCUCAGGGACGCACAGAGGAGAGUGGUCCGCCUCAACGGUAAACAAACCAGUUUGUGAAAUACACAAUAAGUCAACAAGUUUUAGUUCAACACACUUCACGAUGUUCCCCGCUGUGCUGGUCUCGGUCACGCAGAGUUAACGGUGAAGCACCAUGUAAUAUGCAAGCUAAAGUUACAGUUAGCCACCUUCUAUUAGCCUCGAUACACUUUUAGCCGUGCCAGUAACGGUAGAAUAAACAACAGUACACAUUACGUGAUCGAGCUACUUCUCUUACUGAGGCAGCUGCACGUCUCCAGAUGAGACCGGACUGGAAAUGAGCAACGUGAGUUAAGACAUGGAGGCACCGAUCGGUGGGGGUGGUGAAAACAGUUUUCUGGUCUGAGUUGGCCGAUUAAUCGGUAAUCGUUAUUUUUCCCCAACCAUAUUAAUAAUAACUCUCUGAAUCUCUGCCAAAUUUGGUUUGUUACAACGGCAGGGAUGUCUUACAGGACAAUGUCCACUAACUACCUCUCCUAUUUGUGAAAUUUAAUCCUACGAGAUCUGGUUUCAAUACUGUGUCGGAUUUUUCAACCAUAGAGUGCAAAAAAACGGGCAUAGUUGCUCGUUCUCCAUUGACCUCGUUUGGCUCUUGAGCGAACCUGGAGUGGGGAGACCUAUCCAAUAUGGCGGCGAUGCUGGAUUACACUCCAGCACGUAAUGAGGCGUCUAUGUGUAUAAUGUCUCUGUUCAAGAGGGGCUUUUUGAAAAUUUUAAGGGUCCCUGUGGAGCAAAUUUUUGUAAUAUUUGCCAUGAGAUUAAUAAAAUAUCACAUUUUUCAUCAGGCUUGAUGUGCAUGCCAAAUUUCAUGAUUUUUUUUUGCAUGUUGAAAGCCUGAAAUUUGUAAUUUAUCGUUUCCAAGAAAGAAGCAAAGCUGAUACAGCCGGCCCUUUCGCACCAUGCAAUAUUCAAGAGCAGCUGUGUUAGUUUGCAGUGUAUUUCUGGGCUUUGUGAUGUUAAAGUCUGUAUUUUUUUUUUCUUCCUGCAAUCUAUGUCAAGAACAAAGAAGUCUGCAUGCUUACUGUUACACUCUGUGAAUGAUUUCAGAUACUUUCUCCUCCUCUAUUCUUUCAUCUUCGACCAUUUCCUCUCCUUAGGAGCCUCUAUCCUCUACUUAUCAACCUCUUCUCUCCUUCUGUCCUUUCUAAAUAUGGGCUGAUGAGACAUGCAUGUUGAUUCAUACAUGUACUGUAAUUUAGUUUUUUUUUUUUUCCCCCUCCAACAAAACAACCUCAACCCGCACGAGCACUUAAACUUAAAGGAAGUGCCCUUGAUGAAAAAGAAACAGAGGAUGGGAAAACUGAAUAAUUGAGUGUACCGAGAUUGAAGGACAUCCUGAACCUCCACUCUAAAAAGAGUCGGAACAUGCUAUUUUUGCGGUAUGGACACUUACUGGCAUGGCACACAAACAAGAACAGACGGAUUCACCAACACAAAAACACAGCGUUCAUCUGCUUAUCCAUGCAUUUGUUUAUGUAUCAUGCGUGAAUCCGUGUGCACACAAAUAAACAAGCAGCAAUCGAAGGCUCAGCCGUCCACAGAAACAGAAAAAAAGGGUGCAAUAUCCUGAAAAUAAAUGAUGAGAUACUGGGAAAUGCUAAACUUGUAGGUUUCUUCCCAUUAAACUAAGGGUUCGUCAAGACAGAUACACGUAGUUGAAGCAGCUGAAAAGCCAAACAUCUAGAGCAGCGAUCCAGAGGAGCUUACGGCAUGAUGGAGCUCAGGUACUCCCAGUUAUAACUGUGUAUUAGUGACUCUAAUGGGACCUGAUGAUUCAAAGUUAAUAACACGGACAGAAAGAGGAUGUAGAAGGAAGGGAAGGUGCUCAAUAGUUGUGCUGGAUGUGUAUGAUAAUCAUAAAUCAUCACAGAGCACUGCUGCUGCUGCUGCUGUGUCAGAGCAUGACUCUGCCUCCCUGUUUUGAUUAAAUUUGACUCGUGUUUUGAUUGAGUUUGCUGACAAGGCCAGAACUGCCAGAUCGCUCUUUUCUGUUUGUUCUGUCCCCUUCACUUCCAGCAAGUCCUCCCACCCUCCCCUCGAAUCUGUUGCUCCUCAUUAUUUGAUUAUCUCUCGCUCUCUCCUCUUUUAUCCUAUUCCCCUUAUUUACCUUCUUCCCCCGACUGCUUGUUUUCCUUCGCGAGCAAUUCAUAAAAAAAUAUGUAGUAUUUGGAGGGAGACUGUGCACAUAAAUUAGUCAUGAGUGGCAUCGUUUUUAUAGAGCAUUCCUGAGCCUUGUGGCUGUACAUGUGGCAUAAAAGCAUUAAAUAGUAAUGGCAAAUCACUUUAUUUUGUUAAGAGAAAGGCGCAGAUUUAUCCAAAGUCGUGGCUUUCAGACUGAAAAAUGUCCCAAAAUUGGAUUUCAUUCUCACGAGUAUCACCUUCCAAUAUGGCUCUCUAACUUUGAUAAAUCAUGUCUAGAAAUUUAUUUUUAUUUCUCAGAAUGAUUUAGGCGAUCUCUGACUUUUUCUUAGUAUUGUAAAGUAUUCUUAUGAGCUUGUACGACAUAUAUGGUACAUGGAAUUAAUGGAUAAGGACAAAGACACACAAGUGGAUACAAAGUGAUCCUCAGAUUUGGGUAAUUUCUCUGAUUGCGUUUCUUUUUCCUCUCACCAUCACCAUCAUAUACAAACACACAUAUGCACAUUACUUUUAGAAAUGCCACCCAUAUCCAGAUGGUUUUAUCUACCAGUAAUGUGACAGAAGUUCAUCGUCACCCCUGAGCAGCGGUUGAGUCGUCGUGUUUACUGUUAUUUCUGGCUGUCACACACAGGCAGCAUUACUGUGAGGUGCCUGCGGGACAAAGAAACUGGUGCAUUCUGGCUGAGUUUGUUUAUUUAGUGAGGGGCGGGCGGGGCGGAUAAAACUGCAUAUUGAAGUACCAGUCGUGGUGACGUUCAUCGUUCAUUUUUCAGCAACCGGAGGAGAAAUUAACAUGACUCCGAAAAAUCAAACUUCCUCUGUGUUUUUCAUCCUUUUCUUGAGGGAUUAAAAAUGUAGACUAACGACCAAUUUCCCAAAGUCUGUGUGAUAUAAAUAUUUCCCUUAUAAAUAUUUAUACAAAUAUGCAGCAUCAGUUUUGCCUGAAGAAAUACAUUAGUCAGUGAUCUGUGCCUAAGCGGGAGAUUCCCUUCACUGCAAAGCAUAAUAUAAUAAUAAAGUGCAAGACAGUAUUUUAAACUCACUGAAUUCUACUUAAUCAGCAAGCAGAGCAGAGGAGUCCAUUAUGAGUUAGUAAUGGUGAAAUAUUUAUGGUGUGCUGAAGUGACUUUUUGGUAACUUUAUUUUGAAAACCCGCAUGAGCGAGAAAAGCAGUGAAGAAGAAGGAGUCUAAGUCCGCUUUAAGAACAAAUACUGUGUUCAAAUAAAGAAAAAGUAUACCGUCAAAUUGUUAUUUCCGAUUUUACAGUUAAAUACUGUUAUAUGUGUAUUUUGCAAAAGUUCAAACACUAAGGAUGUCGUGUAUACAAAAAUUAAUCUUAUUUUUUUUUAUUUGGCAAUUUUAGUGUUUUUUCAUAUAGAUGAAUUGCCCAUGGCCUUAAAAAAUGACAUGUGGUGCGACCAUCAUUUAUCCCAAAAUUAUUACUUUUUUUUUUUUACAUACUUAAUCGGUUUUUUACAAAUUGUCAGUAAUAUCAAGAAGAUCGAAACAAAGUGUUUGCAUCUCAAUUGAGUUUUUGUAAAUAAGGAUCUCACAUUUUAGCUCUAUAAUGUCACAGUCACAGUAUUAAAUGUAGUUAACUGACUUAUUUUUUCUUUAAAUUGCAUAAUACUGAUAAAAAAAAUUUAAAACUACCUUUCACUUAAGCAUAUUGUAUUAAUGUUUCAGUUACAGAAACGAGAUAUUUUAGUUUGUAUUUAAUACAAUUAAUGUUAUUAUUGGUCGCACCACAUGAUAUUUUGACAUUUUGAAGUUCCGAAAAAUUACAAAUAAGACCUGAUUUUUGAAAAGUUGAAGUGAUUACAUAUAUGAGAGAGAUACUACAUAUAGAAAGUAUAUUUUUGUGCAUUUCAACCUUUUUUAACUUAAAAAAAAAUACAGCCAGGCAGAAUAUUUACGCGUCACGUCAUUGACCCAUAAACAAUUUACAGUGUUUAUUUCCAUGAAAUUUAGUAGAAUUUUCUUUUUGAAUCUUACAACAUUUGUCUGUUUAAGUGACUCAGAUUUACGGGAUUUUAUUUUUACCUUUCUAUUAUUUUUCUACUGAUUUAUGAUGCAAAAAUUACAGCACUUGCCGGUAAUUUAUUUACAGUAUUUUCCUGCUUUUUUUUGUAUGGUCAAUUUUUGCAUUUUUUACAGUGAAAAAGUUGUAAAAUUUACAGUUUUGUCCGAUAAAAAUAUUAAUAGAAGGUCACUGUUACAAAUAUUGUUAAAGCAUUCACUAUGAGGUGUUUAAGGUCAGUUCAGUGAGAUGAGAAUUAGGUGAAAGUGGAUGAUACAUUAUCACGAUGUGUUCAAAUGUCACGUCCAGGAAAAGAAAUAAAGAGUGAGAAAUCUGCAUAAAUUCAAUUGUGUGAAGUUCAACAUUAUAGAAAAGACACUAGAUCAGUAUCAGUAGGUUACUGUUUUUUUAUUGUAAUUAUCACAAGUGCACUCACAGAGGACUUUUUCAUGUUUUGUAGACUAGAGGGACAUUUUUCACUGUAAGAUGGGACAUUUGUAUCAUUUUUUCAGACAUGAGGGUUCACAAAAUGGGUGGCACCACCGCCUGAGAGUCAUCACUGAGGUUAAAAAAAUGCACUGAGGUUAACAUUUGUCCUCGCGUCGUUCAUUAAAUCAGUGUAUUAACUCUACAUUUCUUUCCACAGGAGUACCAGAUUGACAUCAUCUUUGCUCAGACCUGGGUGGACACUCGUCUGCAGUUUAACAGCAGCACCAUGAGAACGCUGACUCUCAACAGGUAUAAAGUUUAAUAUAAUGUAAGUUUCCAGAAAUAGAACGGGAAAACCUUCUUUUAAUGCAUAGGUAGAAUACUUAGGUAGAACGAGAAUCAUCAUAAAAAGAAACACUGAGGCUUUACACUCUCAAAGAUGAGACAAUUGCAUGAAACACAAAAGGGCAGAGAGGGGAGUGAUCUGAUACAAAAGACAAGAGUAAGUGGAAAAUGAAAUAGGAAACACAAGAGGGAAGGAAAUAAAUCAUCCAAACUAUCCAGGGGGAGUGAAAACUUCCCCCUCAAUGACCAAGAUUCAUCAGGAUGGUCCCGAUUAGAGUCUCACAUGGUGUCAGGGAGGAGACCCGGGGUUGUUUCACUGGGCGGCUCUGCUCCCGGUCCAUUAGUCUUCUCCAGUCCCUCCCUGCGACCACACAGGACUUCCUAAACAGGUCCGACAUCGAUGAAACCAGAGCGCUCUCUUUUACUGAUGUCGAAUAGGGUGUACUAACACGACUCGGGGAAAGUCUGACUCUCACAGACACAGGAUUAACAACUUUAGAGAGAUGAAAUGUCUAAUGAAGCCGGGGGCGAGCUUCCCGGCCCGCUCGAGCAGACAGAGAGAGACAUUUGGUGGAGAGCCAGUGUCUUUGAACUGUGGAGUAGGCGAAGGCUUGAGUGAAAACGCUCACGUAACUCAGGGUCAUGGAGGAGGGGCCAGCAAGCCCGUUCCCAAGUUCAGGGGAACCAGAUCCAGAGCUGAGGGUACGAGGGCUGCUCUAUUAUUCGCCUCAUCAUAAUGUCUUCUGUUGCGACUCUUGUGUUCAAGCUGUUUAUAUCUCAGUUGAGAACAAUAUUCUGACAUGUCUUGGGAAGAGGGCUGUAAUUAAUGGAACAAAUUGACUGACGGGAUGCAGUCGGGCGGUUUUAUUUUCUUCUCAACUCACAGAAAUAACACGGAGCGGAAAUACAUUUAUAUAUAUUUAUCAACCUUCUGUCUCUUUGUCCGUCCUUUCGUUUAACUAGCAAUAUGGUCGGCUUGAUCUGGCUGCCCGACACCAUCUUCAGAAACUCCAAGAACGCUGAUUCUCAUUGGAUAACGACGCCCAAUCAGCUGCUGAGAAUCAAGACCAACGGGAAAAUACUUUACACGCUGAGGUAAAACGAACAGAAUUUGAACAUUAUAGAGUUUAUAGAGGAGAUAGAGAGAGAUGGAUAUACCAACUAUGAAUGUAUGCUUCAUGGGCCGAGUACUUUUGUCUUUCUUAUUGUGUCUUUGCUCCUGUAGGAUGACCAUCAAUGCUGAGUGCCAGCUGCAGCUCCACAAUUUCCCAAUGGACGAACACUCCUGUCCACUUGUCUUCUCCAGCUGUAAAUAUCGGCGUUUGCAUGCACGACAUUCCACACAUUCAUGGUUGUAUGUUAGGUUGUAUCCUAACGCUGGCAGCUCAAGUCAUAUCUCCUAGAGAUGCUGAUGUAUUGUUAUCAUGCACUAUUUUUGUAAUCAAGGUUUUUUAGCUGGUUAAAGGUGGAGUAGGCAGGAUCUGAGGAAGUGCCAGUUUUGGGGAGAAAUCUUGAAUGUAAACUCUACCCCUCCCAACCAGUUUUCCCCUCAGCUCCUCCUCUUCCCUCCAUCUCUGCUCCAGCAAGCCCCGCCCACAAACAGACGCUAGUCCUGGCUUGUAUCGUUCCAAUUCAAUUCAGAUAUAAUACAGAUAAAUACUUCAGAUAAUUACAAAUGGGGCCCAGUCAACGUGAAAGUAAAAAGCAUUGGUGCUACUGUAGAUGCCAACAGACUACCAACAAACACAAUGUUUGCAGGACUUCUACAAGUAGGAUAAAGUGACAUAGUCCAGGACCCGAGGUCAACAGUUUAGCGGCGCUACAACACGCAACAGGUCCGUUAGACAAGAAACACUUCUAUUACACUUGGCUUACUUUGUUAAAGCGGAUUACCUGUCCAGCAGAAAGGUUACAGGGUCCAUAAGAUCCCGAAGCGUCCCUGAUCAUUUAUGCUGAUGUUGACGCGGCUUUUUAGUGCAGUGUUCCUCCGGUUUAAGCGCCUGUUAUUUCGUCAGAGUCUCCGGUAUUUACUUUGUUUUAUUGCUUGUGUUUUCCGUACUUUCUGGUUGGUUUCUACUGUCCGAUGUUGUAGCACGCUAACUUUGUUUGGGCUUGUGUAUGUUAUUGGAGGAUGUGAAGCAUGCCUCACAACACGAGGGAGCAGCGUCUGCCUCACAAACAAUCAAGUUGGGGGAGGCGGAGAAUGACUUUGUUUACAGUCAGAAAGAGUGAGCUGCUCAAGGAAAUUUAAAAUGUUGACCACACAAACAUAACAAAACACAGCGAUAUCGUUAUAUUACCAAAUGUCAUCAAUAACUGAUAUCUAUUGCAUGAUAUUGAAAGCUGUUUUGUAUAUACACCACAAAAAAAGGAUUCUUCUUUAAUGGACUCCUGCCUACCCCAUCUUUAAUAUUCAUGAAACUGUGGUCAUGUCUUAGCUCCUUGAUUGGUCAACAGACACAAACAAGAGAUGGUAAAAAUCAGAAAAUCAAGGUUUAUGUCCAACAUGUUUCUGCUGUCAAAGACACGCUGUUUACCCCGUAAUGUUAGCUGUUAAGAUAAUUGUAAUAACUGACCAAAAAGGAAAUAUAAUGUCUGUUUUAUCUCACAUCUAUACUAAUGCUUUAAAGAAACUCAUCCCUGACUUGUCUUAUGAUCCAUCAUGGCUGCUGCUUUCUCAGUAAUCAAUGGCGAGACUCCAAAUUACUCCAUUUUCACAACAGGGCACAGCAAGACUCCCACUGUCUUUUUCGCGACAUCGUUGAUGGAAGCAGUCUCACAGAAACACGCUGUGUUGCUUGUAUUUUAAAAUGUGCAUUCAGCUACACAGGAAGAUGCUCAUGUCGUUCCCUUAAACAAGAGAAAAAAAGGGGUGAUAUGAGAAUGAGGAAAACAAAACAUGAGGCCCCCUACUGGAUUCUCGAGGCAUUACCAACAGACCACUGAGCAAUCAAACCUUUGACACAAACACUCAGAAACAUGAACCGAAAAUUACAGUAAAUGGAGCGAUGCUGUGGUAAGGAAGGUUGAAAUGAAAUGAAUUUGUCAUGUCUGAUACUGCGUAACCACCUUCUUCUUAAAUAUCUGUUCUUCCUCUCUCCCAAUCACACCCUGACUUCACUCUCUGCGAUGUUUCCAGACGGCUACCCGCGAGAUGAGAUCAUUUACAAGUGGGACAGAACCUCAGUGCAGACGUCUGAUCAGAGAUACUGGAGGCUUUACCAGUUUGACUUCAUGGGGCUGAGAAACACCACAGACGUGCUCAAGACAACAGCAGGUGAGCAGGAGGUCAGAGGUUAGUUGAAGCGGGGUAAUCAAGGGUGAAGGUAGAGAUCGAAAGGGAAAUUUGUGUAUUUAUCAGAUCAAAUCAACAGUUUCACUCAUUUCGAAUACUGAUGAAGUGUAUGUGUAUGCCAAGAGACAAACCAGCGUGCUAUCUUUGGCUCUAAUCUCAGAGAGAGUGACUGAUGAGCGUCUGAAAACACAUCGAAGCUCGUCUGAAUUCCGUGUUUUGUUUGACUCCUGCUGUAUUGUCAAAACAGCCCAACUUUCUGCUGAGAUGCUCCUAAGACGAGGCAAACCUACACAUUUACCUCAUGCUGUUCAAGAAAACGAGCUGUUUUCCUGUUAAUCAACUCUUUUCUUUUUCCCCCCGUUUCACUCGCUGGAGCACUGACUCCACAUGCAUGAUGAUUAGAUUCCCCCAGCUAAAAAUACCCAUCAUUAAUAAACAUCAUGAAAAACUUUGAAAGUGCAGUGUUUCUCCUCCUUUCAUUCUCUCCCCUCUUUCUCUGUUUCCCACUCUCUGUCUCCCUCUCCCGGCGUUACCCUUCAUCCCUCAUAAACGCAUUAGGCAAGGGGGCUGUUUUAUCAAGGAUAUAGUGAAAACAUGCCCGGCUACAGCACCGCUAGGUAAUCUCCCUCCUGCCAUUGUCGACAAUUCUCCCCUGAGCAGGAUUCCAAACACCUGGGAGUUUCAUUUUACCACCCCGUCACAUUUUCCCACAGGAAAGCCUGUGCUGUGAUUUUACUGCAGCUGCACUGUAAAAUGCUGCUGUGCUCCCUUUUUCCUUUUCACACCGACUCGCUUUCAUUCCAGUUGUUUACAAGUCAAGUGACAAGUGCAUUUUUUAGUCACUUUUGCAACAGUCAAGAAUCUCUACCUUCCAAUUAAAGGUCCUUAAACACUGGGAACGACGCAAAUAUACGACGCGAAAUUACUUAAUAUUCAGAGGCAAAUUUUGAUGCACUUGACUAUACACAUCAAGCGCAAUGUGAUUUUGCGACUUUUCGGGGGGAAAAAAAGCUGUGUCCCGGGUGGAAGCGAGAAGACUGACACAACAGCAGACUGAGUGUUUUUCAGUUCUGGUUAGACACUAGUGUUGAGAUGUCUGUCUGUCAUGAUAGCAUGUACUGAGUCGGGGCCAGUACCAGAUAAACACAUUAAACUAUAAUCCAUAAACGUAAGGUAACAACCGAGACCUAAUGGUGCUGUGACAGCAACGUGAUUGAGUUUGAGGCAGUGAAAAUACAUAUGGUAUGUUGUAUCUGAACAGGUUAGCUUACGAGCUAAAGUUACUUAGCACAGAUGAAAGUUAAAACAAAGACAUUUAGCAAAAUGUUAAAGCACACAAACCAUCGUCAUAUGAGAAAUCUGACGCUAUGACUCUCCACAAGUUGUCCUUCAGGUCGUUAUCUUUGUAAUGUUUGUGUGUUUUAUCAAAAAGCACUCUGUUCUCCGACACGUAAACAACUAGCCGGUCAGCCAUGUUGGAUAUACCGGUGAAUCUGAUAUCGGAACAACACGAAAUCUGAUUGGUCAGAAGUGGACAAACACAGUAUGCGAAACUUUAGAAAAUUCGACCGUGAUACGAAAAAAUAAAUGCCACAAUAUCGCAGGACGCGAAAACGUCGCUGAUGUGAACGCUUGUAUUGACAGGAUACGGGUUCGUAAAAAAAUAUUGAUGUCCGAAAUAAUCACACAAAAAAAACGCUCCCGGUGUGUAAGGACCUGAACAGUAACUAUGCCACUGAAGUUGGACAGACGUGAUCUUCUUUUCCAGGAUUUGUCAGGAUUUUCCCAGAUUCUCAGUAUGGAGUGAAAAUAAAACAGCAAUGCGAUUAAAAUAUGUCGUCAUCCUGGUAUUUAGUGAUCAACCAAAAAAUUGAACGACGCUUGUAUGUUACAAGACAUUUUUCCUUUUCAACAGGAGACUACGUAUUAAUGACGGUGUACUUCGAUCUCAGCAGACGAAUGGGAUAUUUCACCAUUCAGACCUACAUACCCUGCAUCCUGACUGUUGUGCUCUCCUGGGUCUCCUUUUGGAUCAAGAGCGACGCAACGCCAGCCAGAACGGCUCUAGGUAUGCGGCUUCACUGUUCACUGUGCUGGGAACUGUUUAAAUACAUAGUGAGACUUUCAGCAGUGGAUGUGUUUAUUGGGCCUGUGUAUCAGGAUCCAACCCUUCAAAAUCAGUCUUUACGCAGAUGAUACUGGUCUGUGUUGUUCUGUUGACUCUUUACAGCUUACCAUUAAACUUUCUUUAACAUACGUAAAACUAUAUAUUUUUUUAACUUUUUAUUUAGAGUUUUUACUUAAACAUUGAACAGUAUCUGAGACAAGAUUAGUGGUGGAGAAAAAAAAAAACAUAUCUACGUAUUGCUGCAUAUGAUGCAGAUGUAUAUCAAAUAUCCAUUACACAUUGUAAUAAUAAGGAAAAACAAACAGGAUAAACAAUAGUAAAAGAAAAAAAAGAAAUGGAUAACUAAAUGAUACAGAAUAAAUAAAUGGUAAGAUAAUUUUAUGAAAAAAAAAAAUGCAAAAUUAAAUAAUGCUUUUCUCCAUGGCAAGAGAUAUUGAGAAAUAUAUUGAGAGCUUGACAAAUAAAUUAUAUUUCGAACUUGUAUUGAAAACCUCAUCUGUAAAUUUAAAAGAAACAGAAAUUCUUCUAUGCAGUCAGAUCCAAUUUCCUCCAACUUGUCAAGAAAGUAUUAUUAAAGCAGUCUUUCUUUCAGUUCUGGGUUACGGUGAUUUCUAUAGACAUGCUGCAGCCUGCACCCUCAAGUCUCUGCCAACAUUAGGGUUAUAAAAUCUGAGAUUUUUGUGGCGCACGCCAGGCAGUUUUAGGGUUAUCUUGUAUGGUGGAUAUGAGCUAAUUAUGAGAGUAUUUGUAAUUAGAUUACUCAUCCAAAUAAGUCUAAGUGAAGCUGCACACUUUUUUGUUUUGUUUUAACAAAAUUUUAAUUUUUUUAAAUAAUAGCUACGAUAUGCCUUGAACUUCUUUAGUCCACUAAUAUUAGUGUCAAAGUCCUCAUGUGUUUUUCAUGCUCUCCCAUAUGAGGCUCUCUGAACAUCUGUGCGUGCCAAACAGCACUCUUUUAUCUGAGGCUGCCCUGAACGCAUCAGUCCGAGACAGUGCGAGACUAUCAACGGAAAUAUCACAUAUCACAUUUUUUUCCCUUUUAUUAAAGUGUUCAUUUUGCAACAUAUACUGCUUAAAUAUAGUUUACAGCUUAAACCGACCUGAAUAAUCCCAAAUUAUUAAGUAAAAGUAUUAAUCUAGUGUCUGUGAGGCUCAGCAGAAACACAGGACAAUCUUCCUUGUCUGGAAACCUGACAGCUUUAGACAAAUAUAGUGAUCUGAUUCAUGAAUGAACGUGCACCAUGCAAACUACAGGGGAUUCCCGGGAGAAAUGACAAUACGGGAGGUGAGCGUGAGAGAGGUCUGAGAUACUGGAGAGUCCAGGAGUGUUGAAAAACAGGAGUAUUGGCAGAUAUGCUCUGGACUCAGUCUCACCCUGCUCUUACAUUUAUAAUUGGAAAUCCCUCUGACACUCAUUUUUGCAUCUGUAUGAAUUUCAAAAAACUCCCCACAGGAGUUUUAAUAGCAUAGUUCAUUGUUUUGAGUUAUUUUAGAAAAAAAAAGAUAAGCAGUUGAUUUUUUUUGUAUUUAAAGUAAAACUAAAAACUUUGUUUCACAUUUGCAAUUAACAUGACAAAACAAUACCAGCCGUCGAUGGUAUGAUACUAUACCAACACACAAAAUCCCCAUCCUGUUUGCUUGGAAUAGACUAUCACAGCCGGUCAAAGCUUGCAGCAUGUGAGGAUGGUACAUGACCAAAAGUAUGAAUGGCUUGCACAUUCAGCCCAACCCAAAAAAAAAAAAAGGCAUUUAGACUCUCUUUUCUAGUACAUUGCCCUCGAUUUCAGGUUGGCCUGAUACUUGAUCCCAAGGCGGGAAAAAAAAGAGAGGAAAGGCAGGAGGAAGAAAGGCUUGUCACAAGAGAGGAGCAAAACAAGGGUGUAAAGCAGAGUGAAAGCCUCUGGCACAUAGCUGCGAGAAGAACUGUCAGAGAAGUGAAGAGGACCGGUUCCAUCAUGGAUUAGCUGAAAUACUAGAAAAAAGCCACCAAUGCUGCUGCCCCUCACCCACCCCUCAAGGCAAUAUGCGUAUACAAGCUGCUAACAUGUUCUGAGUGGCAUUUUGGAUGAGCUGUCACUCACAUAUUACCCCUUCAGCAGGGAGUUUGAAUAGUGGAAGAGGAGCUGAGCUCAGGUUGAUUCCCAUUAGACCUCAAUUUCUGCGUCCCAGAUAGAUCUUGACAAAUAUACACACGGUUGAAAUAAACUGGCCUCGAGGCUUAAACUGAGAAUAAAGAGCUGGAGAAUGUAUGAAGGAAGCGCGGCACAGAAAUAAUCAAACUUGGUAGUAACACUCAUCCUUACUGUCACCGCACACCGAGGAAGAUCAUUCGUGCAAAUGAGUUUCAUGUUAAGUUAAUGUUAAGACGCAAUUAGGCAAAUUGGGCGAAUCUCAACUUGAGUAGAGAUUUCCUUUGCGAUAACUACUCAGCACAAGGAUUGCUCGGUAACAAAUGAAAACGGACGGUUGUUCACUGGUAUCUAAAAUGGAGGACAAACUAUGGUGGCCGAGAACAAACUGAUCGUAUUGGUGUGUGGUUGCUCUGAAUUAUAUGAUACCUUUUCUUUCAAUUACCGAAACCGGAAUGAAAAGAAGCCCGCCCGGAGGCAAGUAAGUGAGGAGGUCGGAUUACCUGGUAAAUUGUAGAAAACCUUUGUCUAUCACUUGAUCCAGCCGGUCAAAUUGACAGGGAUUACCAUUGAAAUUACUCUUGACGAGCGAAUGAAAUGAGUAAAUACUAUUCAUUCUCACGUCUAGAUUCGCGAAUAAAGGUCCUUACACACCGGGACCAACGCAAAUAUACGACACGAAAUCACAAAAUAUUCAGAGGUGAAUUCUGACGCACCUGACUAUACACAUCUAGCCCAAUGCGAUUGUACGACUUUUCGCGGGGGGGGGACGCGUCCCAGGUGGAAACGCAAAGACUGACACAACAGCAGACUGCCUGUUUUUCAGUUCUGAUUAGACUCUAGUGUUGAGAUGUCUGUCUGUCAUGAUAGCAUGUACUGAGUCGGGGCCAGUACCAGAUAAGAACAUUAAACUAUAAUCCAUAAACGUAAGGUAACAACCGAGACCUAAUGGUGCUGUGACAGCAACGCCAUUGAGUUUGAGACAGUGAAAAUACAUAUGGUAUGUUGUAUCUGAACAGGUUUGCUUACGAGCUCAAGUUACUUCGGCCAUGUUGGAUAUAGUGGUGAAUCAGACGUCGCAACAAUACGCAAUCUGAUUGGUCAGAAGUGGACACACAGUAUGUGAAACUUAAGAAAAAUCGACCGUGAUCCGAAAAAAUAAAUUCCGCAAUAUCGCAGGAUGAGAAAACGUCGCUGAUGUGAACACUUGUAUUGACAGGAUAUGGGUUGGAAAAAAAUGUUGACGUCCGAAAUAAUCACACGAUAAACACGGUCCCGGUGUGAAAGGACCUUCAAACGAGCAGAUGAUUUUACUUCCGCUUGGUGUGAGUGCCCCAUUAUGCGACGCAAAGUUGCGUAUGUGAACAGGCCCUUACUGUGUGGCUUAUUCAAACAUGUCAUCAAAAUCCAUCCAUCCCUUCAUCAAUGGCAGACGUGCUCAAUAAACACUAGAAAGACAAUGUGUGCUUAUUUGCACUUGAUUUUCAAUAGAUUAGGCCCAAAGAGAGCACUAUUUCAAAAAACAGACUAACUGAAACCCAAAUUUCGUGACCUUACCCCCUGAGGAGCAGCUGUCGGUCCUCCUGGGUGAUGGACCAGCAGCUCCUUUAGCAGCUCAGUAUGUUUUUGCAGCCAAAAUCUGAGGGCUUCACAGAUACAGUCAGAGCCUAAAUACAGCGGAGCACUCUGUUAAUAUUAUUAUUUUAUUUCUUAUUCAAUACCUGCACUCUUUUUUUUUUUACAGUAUUUUAUCAAAUAUAUAUCUUGAAUGCAGUUUGACGAUGUACAAUCGCCCGAUCAAACUACGCUUUAGCUCAUUUAACGGCUACUGGAUGCUCCGCUCUCCCUCAAUACCUGAUCAAUUCCAAAAAACUGUUCUCUUUAUCUGUCAAGCCCACACAAACACAUGGGACAAAAGGAACCCGGGUGAAAAAAUCCCAGAGUUCCCCUUUAAGAUGUCUCUUGCACAAUUGCCUUCCGAGAGGUUUUAAUGAAGCCUCUCUUACCUGUUGUGUUUUGACACAGUCAGACUUAGUGAUGUUCAGAUUCCCCGCACUGACAAGAGGGGACCUGGUUGCUAUGGUAUCAUUCCCACAGAAUAAUUUAAACCAUGACAGAGGAAAGCCACAACCUUGAUUUGAAACAACAGCCUGAACAGCGAGCGGUUGCUUCUGGUCAAAGAAAGAACAAAGAUCUCACCGUUUACGGUGCAGGAUAAAAAGAAAAAAGAGCUUUGAGGUCCAAGGAGCUGAGAGUUGUUCAUUCAUCUAAUUAUACGCUAAAAAUCUUAUGAGCAUGGGGAAAAGAGAGUCUAGAUGAGCACUAGACCAGAGGAGGUGGCUUGAAAUAGAAGGGAGCAACUCGUCUCUAUGGAAACCACAGGCAAAAACAGUGACACACUCUGCUAUGAAAGACAUGUGGGAGAUGAGGAUGAAAGAGACUGAAAAAGAGAGUGAGAGUGAAAGGAACAAAGAGGGAGAGGAGGAGUGAGAUAUGGCAUGUAAAAGCAUGGGAGAGGAUGUGAGAAGAUAACGGCAAGAAUGACACGUGUGUUGUUGUGUGUGUGUGUGCCACGGUAGAAUAUCACUGUCCUUAGUGGGCAGUGAUGGCGCCGGGUUUAUCUCUUCUUAAGGGAAUCGAUGUCAUUUCAUCAGGGGAACACGGAAUUCUGAUCUGAGACGAGAAGACUGGGGUGAUCUGACACGCGAUUCAAAUGAUCUCAAAUGAGCCUUUAAAAGCUGACCAAUCAGUGCCGGAAACCAUAGAAACCCCAACAAAGUCUGUGACGAUCGGGGGGGCGCCGAAAUCACUUCCACAUUGUUUGCUGAUCAUGCUGAUUGGCCAGCCAUCUUGAAGUUUCCCUUUUUAUAAAGUUAAAUGAUCAACUUAUCAAAAUAUUAUCAGCUGAUAGAGGCUGAACGGUUUCAAACGCUACCGUAGAAAUGCGAUUGUAAAAAGUUCCCUAUGUCAGAGAUCAGAAAAUACAAGGUCAGACUUUUGUCCCAUGCCCGCUUUUAUAUGCUAAUGCGACUGUUUGAGCCUUUUUCUAGACGAGUCAUGUCAGGUUAGUGUAUUAGUAGGCUAUGUUAUGAUUUUACAAAGAAGAAAAAAGAUUUUUCAAAUUGAAUUACAGACAUUCAGUUGAAGGCUGUAGUCAUGUAAUAUUCCUUAAACCCUCCUAAUAUACUCCAUUUGCAUUUUCAAAGGUGAUUGAUAAUCCUCCGCCCACAUAUAAAUACCAACUGAGUCAACCCAGCCCUGGCAAGCUACUCAUCGUGUGUUCCCUGUGAGAUCUCUUUGAAAAGUACUCCUCCUCCUUAACUCCAUAUUACCUUUUACAGGUAUCACAACAGUGCUGACCAUGACCACCCUCAGCACCGUCGCCAGGAACUCCCUACCUAGAGUGUCUUACGUGACAGCUAUGGAUCUGUUCGUCACCGUCUGCUUCCUGUUCGUCUUCGCUGCUAUGAUCGAGUACGCCAUGCUGAACUACUGUUCCUACAGUGUACGCAAACCCAUGCCGAAGACACACAAAAUGGUAAAUUCACGGUCAGCAAACAUUCUUCAUGUUUUCGACACAAACCGGUGGGUGUUUUCAAGGCAGCUCCCGCCAUGAGAGCUUUAAUGCUGCCAGUGUACAUCCACCCAGACUGAGUCAGCACUGCCUGUCAUUUCCCUCUCUGCAGAUGACCACUCUGUUUUAUUUUCUCCCAGUUUUGAGUUUUCUGACAUAUUGAGCACAUUUCCCUCCUCCUCCAUUCCCUUUCUGUUUGUCAUGAACUUUGAAUUAUUAUGUUUUAUUACACUGGUGUUGAGAUGGCUGUCUGUCAUGGUAGCAUGUACAGAGUCAGUACCAGAUAAGCACAUUAAACUAUAAUCCAUAAACUAGGGCCCGACCGAUAUGGAUUUUUUGGGGACGAUGCCAAUACAGAUUAUUGGGGGGGGGGGGGGGGGGGCGAUUUUUUAAAUUUUUUAUGAAGUCUAUAAAAAUAUAUAUAUACUGUAAAUAGGCUACUGCUCUUUACACCAACAGGAAGACCGGCUGAUCAAACUCGGACCAGAAAAGCGUUUUCAACUACUACCCCCUCCGCGUCCAAACUCACGUUACACAUUACUGGUCCGCUCUCAUCUGGAGACAUGCAGCUGCCUCAGUAAGACAAGUAGCUCGAUCAUAUAAUGUGUACUGUUGUUUAAUUCUACUGUUACUGGAACGGCUAACAGUGUAGCAAGGCCAAUAGCAGGUGGCUAACUCUAACUUUAGCUCGCAUAUUACAUGGUGCUUCACCGUUAACUCGGCGUGACCGAGACCAGCACAGCGGGAGUGGGUUGAACUGAAACUUGUUGACUUAUUGUGUAUUUCACAAGCUGUUAAUUUUCCGUUGAGGUGGACCGCUCUCCUCCGUGCGUCCCUGAGCUGCCUGCUUCAAGAUCUGUCACCCUGCUGUGCUGUGAGGUAGUUAGUGGAUGAAGAUUGUCAUGAGGUCGCUGCGCCAUCUAAAAAUCGGCCGUGAUGCAAAAAAAAAAAGCUGUAAUAUCGCAGGAUUGGAAAAUGUCGCUGAUGUGAACACUUGUAUUGACAGGAUACGGGUUCGAAAAAAAAUAUUGACGUCUGAAAUAAUCGCACGACAAAAAUGCUCCCGGUGUGUAAGGACCUUUAGAGUAAAAAAUACAGUCUUUUCUGGGAGUCCCUGACCUCCAUCAAGCUGUUGAUUCCUCUGGAUCUCUGCUGUGGAUGUUUUACCGCCUCUAUCCAUCUCUCUCUAUCCCCUCUCUGCAGUCUUAGCAGAUGACUGUCUAACAUGAGUCUGGUUUUGCUCAGUUUGUGGAGUUUUUAACCCUUUCUGCUCUGUGAAUUACACAAUAACUUUUUGGCUCGGUUUAGUGAGUCAAACCCUCAUUUUGAACUAAAAUAUGAACAACAAUAAUUCACUCAGGACCACUUUUAUCAAAAGAAUUGAUCACUUGUUAUAUUUGGCAGUAUGGCUCUGGAAUCAGAAAAAUCCAUUAUGGCAUAGUUGACGAUAAACUCUGCUCACUUUUUACUGUAUAAAUCACUGGAGACCACACUCUUAUUAUAAACCUGCCUGGCUUUCUGUCUGUAGGUACCAUAAGGACACUUUUCAAAGAAACUUCUCCAUAACGUCCUCUCCAAAACCGGGAUUAACUUUGUUUCCAAACAAGAGGCCUAUUGUCACAAAUUUGGCAAUACUCAGAAUUGAAUUUGGAUUUAGAGAAAAUCAUUUUCGAGUGGUUCAGUAGUUGAAGCAUUUCUGUCAGCCAAUCUUUCUCUCCCCAAUGAAUGGGUGCAAUUGGUGGUAGAAUAAUAACACCUUAUUUUCCAUGUGGUCACACUGCCAUCAAGUGGCCAUGAUGUGUCAUUGCGGCACAAUACAACAGCAAACAGUGGUGGAUUCCCCAAGUAUUUUCCUAAUCUAGCACUGGACAGAGGAGACCAUAGACUCUAUAUAGAAUUGACGUCGUCUGCCUUCUUGCUGGUUGAAGCCACUCCAAGAACAGCACCCUCUGGUGACGGGCUACAGUAUAGGUCAUAUAUCCCGCCUCCGCCAGCAAAGCUUAGGGACUGUGGACAAACUUUGGAAAUUCAUUACACAGAAUAUACAUUUUUUCCCUCCUGUUUGGGAUGUUGACAUGUAGUUAUUGUAACACUGGUUUGUGUUCAAGUCCUCUUUUUUUUCUGUACAGCUCCAUUUUUAAAAGUUAUGAGGGGGUUCAUGUUUUCUAUGAUUGACACCUGAUACAGACUGAUAGAGCUUUUCGGCUUAAAAUCCGUAUACUGGUGGAGGGUAGAGCCAAGUUGUCCAUGGUAGAUACUGUCUAUGGAGGCGACCCUCUGAAAUAACCUCUCUGUGUCUUCCAGACCUACUCAUCCUUCCACAUGGGUCACACCCGUCAGCCUAUGCUGUCCAUGGGCAACUCCCUGCUAUGGCACAACUACGACGACAACUGCCUGCAUGAGUGCCUGGAAGGGAAAGACUGCGCGAGCUUCUUCUGCUGUUAUGAGGAGUGUAAAGAAGGCGGCUGGAAGAAAGGGCGGAUUCACGUCAACAUCCGUGAGCUUGACUCCUACUCCCGGGUUUUCUUUCCCACCUCCUUCUUGCUCUUCAACAUAGUCUACUGGGUCAGUUACCUCUACCUGUAGUCUGUCUACACCCCGCUGAAACAGCCAGAGUCACCGCCACUCUGCACUUCAGGCUGAUCGAAUAGAAGCGUGGAGGAGGAACUUAGUCGGAUCUGCUCGAUGAGAAUUUGAAAGGGUGUGCUGCCUCUAGGAUGAUAUGAGUACAGAGCGCUGUGGUUCAGAGUGUAAGCCAUAACUUUUCGCAGUGGCAUCUCCAAAGAAGGGAACACUCAGCGGUCUAAGAGCGAGCAUCAAACCCACAAAUGGAUUCCUCCCUUUUAUUAAUCUGAAGAAAACUAACAGCAGACUCCAGAGAUGUUCUUGGAAGAGUGUGCCAUACUGAAUCUUGAUCACUGGGAUGGCAAAGCACUCAUAGUGCCUUCUUUUAACAGAGUGCAGCACAGAGAGAAGCAGCCUCAGAGUUUCCCCCUGUUGUGUUUAUUACCUCGUCUGCCGCAUGCAGAUCCGUUUCUUCUUUUAUGGAACAAACCCAGAACACCACCACUGUAGAUUUUUUAAAACCAGUACCACUCGUUUUGUAGCAGCAGUUCAAACCUAGAACAAAUGAUACUUUUCAGCUAAUUUGCAACUCCUCUUUUUUCUGCAUAUUUUAGAUUAGUUCUGUUUUCACAGUGAGUCAAAAAGCUCACACAUCCAUGGUUAAUUGCGAAAUGUCCAAUUGGUGAAAUGUUCAAACUUUUCAUGAUGCUUUUUAUGAGCGAGCAAUGUUGCAAACAGUAAAUAGUUUAGAUAUUUUGGUGUUUUAAAUAAAUACGAGGUUAUAUUCUGAAAAAUUGCUCUCCACAAAUGGCUUGAUUUUGGUUACAUCUAUGGUUUCACAUUCAUUCCUCUCAGACCGUUUUUUUCUUUCAUUACUUGGGGCCUUUGGAUUUUUGUAACCUAAAGAAAAGAUUUUGUAGAAAAUAAAUUUGUAAACAGAGGUUUAAGCAUUGGCACUGGUCUGAAUGUAGACCAAACUCAUAAAAGAGAUCAGGCUCCACGUUUUCUUUCUCUCUUCUGCAGUAAUUCAAAAUCAAGAGUUUCUCUGCGUUUACUUCUACCCUGAUAUACCCUAACCAUAUUCCAGAAGUAGUUUCACCAUCUUUUAUAUGAGUAUUAACAGAAUUUCCUUAUUUAUCAGUAGAAAAAAAAUCAUAAUGUCUUCUACAAGAAGCUGGGAACACAACUAAGCACAAAGACAAGAAAGAGCUAACCCAGAGAACUUUCUUUUUCCAAAAGAUUUCAAAUGUUUACCAGGACUUUUUUAAAGACUGUUACGUUAGAUGGAGCUUUGAGAAAUUAAAAACUUAGCAACACAGCACACAGAAGGAAAAUAAGUAGGAAAAAAAUGGCCAUUGUGAGGUCUGGUAGUCGACUGAAAAGAAAUGUUAAGCUUCAAAUACUUGAGGCUACAAUUUGUGCCAAAAAAUGUCUUUAUUAAUCCCACAAAACCAAUAAAAUGUAGAGUUUUCUUUCAUAAUAAAGUGAGCGGUGCUUUCUGUCUGGACAGGUGUUAAUAGCCAUUAUUUACAUGGUUAUUUCAGCCUUCAGUGGUCUACCGUUACACAAGCCGGAAUGGCUUUACGUUGAACCAUUUCCAAGAUACUGGCAUGUGAACAGAAAGGGAGAUAUUCCCAACUUUUAGAAACUCUGAAACAAACAAAAUGAUAGUUCUGAUGAUAGUUUCUGAUGCCUAACACAAUGCAGAUGGCUGUGAUCAAAGGUUCUGCAAAAUGAGUCGACAUUUAUACACUUAUUGUGCGAAGAGCAUUGUUGUAACAUAUAUAACGGAUCAUUGUUGAUGACUCCUCGGCUUUGUAAAAUUGACAUUUAAGAUUUGGGGGAAGGGGAUGGAGGGGGGGGGGGCUAGAACAUAAAUUUUUUUUGUUUGUUUUUCAUGUGUUUUUUGCAGCUUUUUGACUUUGUGGAACAAUUCAACUCACAUACACACUCUCCCCAGUAUUUGUGUGUGUGGAAGAAAAGGCUUUUUAUGUUAGUUGUAUCUUAUUAAUGUUUCUAUUUUCAUACAGUUAUAUAUGGAAUGUAAGUAAGGCCAUUAGCAGGCCAGAGUCAACCUGUUUCCAGUUCAGUCACUUCACCAUUAAAAUGAGUUUAUUGGCUGGAUUUCUACAGGUGGAAAUGUGAUUAAUGAAUACAAAGUCUUGAGGUUUCUUGACUUCUUGAGGUUUGCAAUGACACAUCAUGUAGCCUAUAGUAAUAGGAAGGAUAGCGAAAGGUGUUUGACUUGUAUUUUAUGAAGAAUUCAACGUUCGAUUUAUAUACCAUCACAAAAUUUCCUUCAGUGAUCUGACUGAACUGAACAGAGCUUGGCUGACACUGCAGUAAACUCACCUCUAAUAUUUCUACUACACUUUAUAAGUGUCUUAGUCUAUUGAUAUACUUCAAUUAAACAGAUAUCACAGUUUUAUAUCUCUGAAUGAAAAUCACCUGUUUGUCUGAAAUGACUGGAACCUGUAUUUGUACAGCCUGUUUUUUUAUCUGAGUACUAACCCAGGAUCGGCAAUGGCGAAUAUUAGGAACUCCAGUAUCAAAAAUGAUACCAAAACUGGUCCUCAAUCCACAAAAACCCUGAUUUUGGAUCAGUACUCCUUGUUGAAACGAGAUUGUAAAAAUAAAGGCUCCAUGACGAAACAGGCUACUUUUGUAGUCGUGUG